CAUAACAUACCAACUUCUAUGAACCAUUGUAUUUUUUUUUUAUUUUUUUUAUUAUUUACAAUAAAGCUGAGUGAAAAAAAAAAUUGGUGUCACUUUUUUUUUUUCUCUCUCUCCCCUCAAGGGCUUACGUCACGAGCGAGACCCCGCCCCCGUUUCACCGCCAGUCUGCUCCCGGCCUGCGCUGACUCCUGCGCUACAUGUAUGGUCGGUUCGGCAGUGUGUCAGCGCUGCGGUGGCCCCGACUCUCCUCCCUUGGUUUCCCUCGGGUCAUUCCGUACCGGGCGGAGCCUGGGGUCACAGCCAGGAUUGAGCUGGUCCUCGCCGGGCCGGGGCCGCCAGUGAAUCCCACAGAGUACUGUGGCUCCGGCCCCGGACCUUCUUCCCUGCGAGUCCGGUAGCCCCAACACUCCCCCCCGGCUGUGCCCCCACACCUCUCACCGGAGAGGAGCUUUCUCUGUCGGGCAAGGCACGGUAUGUCUGCCGCCUCCGCUGACAUGAUCGAGACUCCCCCCGUGCUGAACUUCGAGCAGAUCGACUACAAGGAGAUAGAGGUGGAAGAGGUGAGCUGGGGCCGGCGGAGGGACACUGUGCCAGGGCCAGGGCGGAGUGAUCUCUGGGAAGGUGGAUGGACAGUGUGACAGUGAGAGGAGGUCUCAGGGUCCAGGCAGAGAGGCUGUGUGUGGGGUGACAGCCCGGGAGAUGGAGGGACACUUAGCACACUGUGUCUACCCAGUCUGAGCCAUGCCUUUGGCACUCCAGAUAUUUGCAUUGCCCAAGGCUAAGCAUGAUGGGAGUGGUAGUUCCCAAACAUUUGGGGUGCGAGUGUUGGAUGUCCCAGUUCUAGACUGCUAAGCUAUCAGUAACAGUAAUGUGUCCAUAACCCCCUGCAGGUCUCCAGUGGUUGCACAUCAUAUUCUUCAUCACCCUAGGCAACUGUCUGCAAUAAACAGUUUACUGUAGCUAUAGAGAACCCCUCUGACACAAAAUUAAAAGGUUACUCCUAGCCACAGUACCAGUUUAGUGAUUUGAAGUGCCUGGAAUGUGUAAGUCCAGAAAUUGUGCACAUUUGGCGUUUUACCCCUUUUGCUGGCGGAUGUGUAACUUCACCUCUCGCAUUUUCAGAUUACCACAGGAAGAGUUUCAGGAUGGCUAUGGUUCAUUCUGUGCAUAUUUCUAUGCACAAAGUUAACUGGCUGAGCGCAGUCAGCUGACACUCUCGUCCAAUAUAUGGAUGACAGGAUCAGCAUUUAGCUUCUGCAGAAGCUGCAUGCGUAUUACUGACCAAAGAGGACUCUGUGUACAGCAAGGACCAACGAAUACUCUUAGUGUCCGGCAAGGGGCCAAAUCGCUGCCAACAAUUUGCCCCAUUAUUAGGAAAUGGGGCCAGGGCACUUCUGGCAUCAUAAUCAUUACAUCAGGCUGUAGUUGUUAUGGUGAUUGUUGUAACCCUUUAAGAUGCAUUUAAAGGGACACUGUAGGUACCCAGACCACUUCUGCCCAUUGGAGUGGUCUGGGUGCCAACUCCCACUACUCUUAACCCUGCAAGUGUAAUUAUUGCAGUUUUUUUAUAAACUGCAAUAAUUACCUUGCAGGGUUAAGUCCUCCCCUAGUGGUUGUCUACUAGACAGCCACUAGAGGGCACUUCCUGCUCCAUAGCACAGGUUUGCUAGAGCUUCGCUGGACGUCCUCACGUUGCUCAAUUCCCCAUAGGAAAGCAUUGAAAAAGUUUUCAAUGCUUUCCUAUGAAGAGCUCUAAUGCGCCCACCGGCUGACUUAAGGAAGAGGAGGAGCAACGGCAAGCAGCAACCACCGCCGAGGAGGAGCGGCGGGGGUCUCAGGUAAGUGACUGAAGGGGUUUUCACCUCUUCAGCUACCGGGGGUGGGAGGGAGAGGGGACCUGCAGUGCCAGGAAAACUGAUUGUUUUCCUGGCACUGGAGUGUCCCUUAAAGCAUUUCAUUUUAAUUUGAAAAAUAGGUCACUUUCCUCUAAUCCAAAAUAAGGCAGAUAACAGGUAAGAUCCAUGUUUUGGAUUUGGGAAAAGUUACCUAUUAAGUUGAAAUGAAAUGUUUAAAAGGAUACAUCACCAUAACCACUAAACCUUGAUGUGAUGAUUAUGAUGCCAGAAGUACCCUGGCCCCCUUCUGGUAAUGGGGCAAAUUGUUUGAAGUGGUUUGUCCUCUUGCUGAAAACGGAGUCUCAGUGAUAUUCAUUCAGCUUCUGAAACUAGAUGCUGAUCUCGUCAGCUCUUUAUUUGCUGGUAGUGUCAGCUGACUGCUCUCAGCCAAUGAAUGCAACUUUGUGGAGACCCGCUGAAAUAGCAGGGGUUAGGAACCAAGGGUAUAUAACUUAGGGAUUCCAAAAGCCCAGCCUACAUGCCACACUCCGUUCCAAAAUGAGCACAUGGUACUGUAAGUAGAUAAAUUAUUUUCUAUAUUUAAAGAGGAAACACGUUCUGUUCAGUGUAAAAUGAGUAAACAAAAUAUUUGACACAAAGAUAAGCUUUAGACAAGCAGGAAUAAGAGAUUAAGAUCUUGCUCAAAUGAGCUUCCGAAACUCUAUGUUAAUAUUUAUUAAAAAUAAUUGAGCUUACGAUCUUUCCUAUGGGACAUUAUGAGAUUUGCAGUAAGCCUGUGACUAUUGAGAAGCAAAAGAGCAAAUUGCAUCUAGUUUACCUUGACCACAAAAGUUAGAAAACACUCUCCCAAUAAACAUAUAGUGACACUAUAAUCACAAGAAUGACUACAGCUUAUUGUAUUUAUUCUGUUGAGUAGAAUCAUUGCCUUCAGACUUCAGAGAAAAAUCUGUGUUUACAUUACAGCCUAGUGAUCCCUCCACUGGUCACUCCUCAGCUUCUAAAGGUGCUUCCUGGGGCAGUGCUGCAUGCUAUACAGUAUUGAAAUAGUGUCUCCACCCUCUUCAUGGACACUAAACCUUCCUAAUAGAAAUGCUUUGAUGCAAUGCAUCUCUAUCGAGGGAUACUGAUUGGCCAUGGCUGUGUUUGGCUUGUGCUGGCUCUGCCCCUGAUGGGGGAUGAGGGAGGGUGUUUAGAUGGUGGUUUUUAAUACCAUAGGGUUUUGGAACACAUGUUUUUGUUCUUGACUCUAUAGUGUUACUUUAAUGCUACUAAGGCUACACAUGAUCUAACAAUUACAUAUUUAUUACCAGCUUUUAAAGACUGAUUUCUCACAUAUAAACUGAAAUAUUGAAAUUUUCUAAAUAAGCAGUUAUGAGGUGUCUAGAACUGACUACAAUUGUAGGCUAAAAUAAUAGUGUGGGAAAAUGUCUUGAUUGUGAGAGUUUUGCUGACUCAGAACCCUGAUUUUGGUCUAACUAUUAAAAAAAUGGUUUCACCCAGAACGAGGAGACAUCAUCUGUUGCCUAAUAGCACCCUGACCACUACAUUAGAAUGUAGUGGUUAUUCUUGGACUGUGAAUUUAAUUUUCUCAAUUUAAAAUGUUAAAGGAAGUUUCCAGCCUGGAGCUGACACUCUUUAACGUAAUAAAAGAAAAAUUAAGCAGGUAAAAAACAUACUUGAAAUUCCAUUAUGUGAUGCUACUUCUUAAGAGAUCCAGGAAAUGGCUGAAAUUCCCCAGCCAAUCUUGACUCUCCUGUGGUAUUAAAGGGACACUCCAGGCACACAGACCACUUCUGCUCAUUGGAGUGGUCUGGGUGCCAACUCCCAGUACUCAACCCUGCAACUGUAAUUAUUGCAGUUUUUUUAUAAACUGCAAUAAUUACAUUGCAGGGUUAACUCCACCUCUAGUGGCUGUCUACUAGACAGCCACUAGAGGGCACUUCCUUGUCCACAGCACAGAAGACCUGUGCUAGAGCGUCGCUGGAGGUCCUCACGCUAUGUGAGGACCUCCAGCGUCGCUCAUUUCCCCAUAGCAAAGCAUUGAAAAGCAUUUUCAAUGCUUUCCUAUGGGGAGCGCUAAUGCGCAUGCACGACAUUGCCGCGCAUGUGCAUUAGGUCUCCCCGGCCGGUGGGCGGGAUCAGUCUCGCCCACCGGCCGAUGCAAUCACAGGGAGGAGCGGCGGCGGAGGAAGAAGCAGCAGCAAUUGGGGGGUGGGUUUGUUUUCCUGGCACUGGAGUUUCCCUUUAAGUAACAAAGCAGUGCUUCUCCAAUUACUACCUUGUCAGUUAGUGUAUGUGAGAUAUGUAGAUCAGCAACCAAAAGGUUUUUUUAUUCAUGAAAAUACAUAAGAGAUAGCGGCUGCAUGUAUAUUAAUUUGCUGAAAAUUAUUUAAAAAAAAAAAAAAAUUUUUUUGCAAGUGAAGCUACGUGCAGAAUGAGCACUAUUAAGUUAAAUAGUAUUUAGUUUUUAACUUCUUUAAAUCAAAACUACAGUUAGUUUUUUUUUUUUUUUAAGUGACCCUUCCCCCUUUGUUUGAUUUAAAAUAACCCUUUUCUUAUUCAGUCCCCACUUGUCUUACUCCUCUUAAAUUGUUUUCAUCAAAUGCAUAAUGAAUGAUUGUGGAUGAGAAGCGAAUGCGCCGCAAGCGCUGCUCCUAUCCAGUCAAAUGCUUCUAACAGAAGUGUUUUUUAUGUGAGAAGCAUUGGAGCUGCAUGCAUUGUGCAGAUCUGACCUUCAACGUCCUCAUGCAAUGAGUCUAAAUUAGUUGCAGAUGCAAAAGCACCAUCUACUGUCAAAACGCCAAGGCACUGCACACAGACCAUUUCAUUGAGUGGUCCGAAUGCCUAUAGUGUCCCUUUAACAAGCUUUCCUCCACGUGCAUGCUGUACAAUUAAAUUAAUUCUGAAAAUGCACUUUAGCUUGUUUUUUGGUAACAAUUACAGUAUACAUGUUUCAUAGUAUAAGAACUUAGACUUGAUUUACAUAAUUUAUGAUGAUGUAGUCUUUUCUUUCCUAUUUUUGAUGAGUUACUGUGACUUGUUGAAAACAAAGAUAUGUCCUUUACUGUUUUAUGCUUGUAUAUCUGAAAUUUGUUUCUGUGAAAAACAUGAGCAGACUUAAAAAAAAUAUUGCUCUAAUGUUAAACUGUAACAUCUGUAUUUAGACAACAUGAAUUCUGUAAGUGUUUGUAAUUGUGUAGCUGAUCUCUCAAAGGCAUGCCUGAAAUAGCUUCUUUUUUUUUUUUUUAAUUUAUUUUAUAUUUUUGCAGUGCAAAAGUGUACAACAUGCUUGAGGUGCCCCAACAGCAAUCCACAAGCUAAUCAACAUAUAUAGAACAUUGAGACACAUGGAAAAAUGUGCACAAUUUUAUAAUUAUGAAUUUGUCAGGCUUUCAUGUCCUAGCUAUAUGCAAGUAUGCUAGUAGGUAAAGUGGUAGGCUAGCUAGACAUGUAAAUCAACCAGGAUAUUUUUUAUUUAAUAACUUGUCUAGGCUAUGCUGAUAAUUGCGUUGCACUGGAGUCCGGAGCAUGAAUACAAGGUAAUUUUAAGCCCCAAGUGUGGUAAACAUGGUUGGUUGGAUCCAUGUGUCUGUGUUUGGUGUAUAUGGGCACAAUGUUGAGAGUGCUAGAGACCCGAGGUUGCAUGCUUGUGACCGUCUCUGUUAUACGAUUACCUCCGUUGGGAUACAGCUGGAGCCCGUCGGCAGGCCUCUGAGGGCCGCAAUUGCACAGAUGUGAAUGAGGGUGUCCCUCCAGCCCAAGGCUGGCGUGUAGGCCUGCAUCUUUUUAACGCUGAUCUGGUGUCUGAUAAAGUCCAAGUUGCCUCCACGUGUGGGAGUGCCGGGGGGCUUGGUGUUCUGAUGCUUCUUGCGGAGCAAGCGCCUCCGCUUGUGUAGUUGAUGCCUCUGGGUCCGUGCUCUUGUGGCCUUCAGCCCGGGUGGGCCUGGAAGGUUGACGGUAUGUGCUUGUACCGGUGGUGUGACCAAGGGUGGCCCACUCACUUCCUGCUGUUUGCAGCACUGCUCACUCUUUGCUCGGAUGUCUUGGUGCUCUGUCUGGUUCGCCUGAGCACGUUCUUGCUGUCUCUCUCAGAAGCGCAGGAAGAUUUGUUCUAGGCUUUGUAGGGAAUCUGUGAUUGUACCGUGAUGCAGGCUCGUUAUUGCCAUAUUGUGAGCGCCACAAGGGAGACCUGAAAUAGCUUUUUAAACUUGCUUCUGGUUUUGUGGAACCUCACCUUGAUUUUAAAUUUGAUAUAUUUUCAAAUUAGUUUUAGUUACAUGCAGUAUAAUUGCUUCUCUGGAUUCACAUUUAACCUGUUCUUUAGCUAGUCUAAGGGACUAUAUUCUCAUUUAUAAAAUGUGUACCAUGCUACUCAUCAACAAUUAUUGUCUAGCUAGCCUUGAUAUCACUUUGCAAAUCCUAUUGGCCAUGCUUGGGAACAGGUUAAACAUAAAUACAUACAGAUGUUUUACAGGGCUUUUACAUGUUGUUUUUAGAUGUACCCACAAUGAAAGAAAUGCAACAAUUAAUGCAUGUUUUGCUUUGGUUUGUAUCUACUAAAUUGUUUAAAAAAUCCAUUGGAGUCUUCCUCUAGCUAGGCACCAUAGCUCACUGCAGGAGCUUCCAAGGGGUGCAUGAGAUUGCACAGUGUAUCAUAACUACAACAGCAGGCUGGCGGCCACUAGUGGAGUGGUUUUGUCCAAAGGUAAAAAAUAUAUAGCAUCAAUGCACCAAAAUCACUUUAAUAAGCCUACAUUUUUAAACAUCUGGGCUCUUUAUGAUUUUCUAUACAAACAAUAUAUGAUUAAGCUAUUGAUACUUUUAAAAAUGUAUUUAUUUAAAAUUAUUUAGUGGCUAUGUAAAUAUAAAACCUUAGCAGCCAUGAGAACAUUGCUAGUCAAGAACACACACACUUCUUUUGACAGACUGGUGGAUUGAUGGAAAAUUGGUUUCUUGUGUGUUUGCUUUGAAAUUAAUUCAGCCCAUUCCAAAUUAAAUGUGUUGCUUCCCAUGUGUCCCUAACUCUUGGCAUUGGUGACAUUUAGCAAUGUCACACUUGCAGCGUCUGUAGUUCCAGGAUUAAGCAAAUCUAUUCUGUCAUUUGAAAUCUAUGUAAUAGUAAUUUGACAGAUGACUAUAAAGAAGAUAUCUUACAUGUUAUCUCUGUGACCUUGUUGCCAUUUCUACAAAAAAGUCAUGCUGAUUACAAUAGGUGGCUUUUGACAGCUAUGCAUUUAUAUGAAAAAAUUAUUUAGUAAUAAGAAUAGUGAUUGUGAUUUAAAUGAAACUAAGAACCAAAGCCACUUUAUCUUAUUUAAAGGGACUGUAUAGGCUUCAGAACAACUUUAAUCUAAAUUAAGUUGUGAUGCUACGAGUCUACCAGGAGAAAUCUAACCUUCAAGGGUUAAACCAUUUUCGAACAGUUUAACCCUGAAGUUUCUCAUUCAGCGCUGGUCUCAGCAAACUCCCUGGCAGCAUUCGGCUUCUGAAUUUUCACUUACAGGAAGCACGGAUUGGCUGAUGGUCAGCCGACGCUCAAAGUCAAUCAGUGACUCACUAAACUGGCUUGAGAAAGGUACGUUUCUUUCCAAGCCAGUUUAGUGAAUGGGGAGUCACUGAUUGGUUUAGAGCGUCAACUCAGAAGCCAGAUGCCGCCAGGGGAGGGCUGAGACCGGUGGUUGAGGCAAAUUUGGUGUUAAACUGUUCGAAAACGGUUUAACCACUGAAUGUAAGAGGGCCUCCUGACACCAUAAACACUUCAUUUUAGAUUAUGUUUUGGUGCCUGGAGUGUUCCUCUUUAAGUGUUUGUGAAAAGGCCCUGUCCUUUUUCUCGUACCACCACUAAAGGUACUUUCGCCUUAAAUUUAAGGUGUUCACAUAUUUCAACAAUAUGCACAGCAUUGGUGAUACCAGGCCUCUAAUGCUUGUAGUGGAGAUGCACUGGAUUCAAUGGAUUGUCAUCCAUAGUCUAAAUUUAAAAAGAAAAAGAAACACGUAAGUUGACUAGGUUAACAAAUUCGUCUAUUAGUACUAUUUCAAUAAACAAAGUACUACACUAAACUAAUGAUAUGUAAGCCAUUAAUCUGAAGGCUUGAAAACAUUUUUUUUUUUUUUUUUUUUAAUUGAAACUUAUUUAAAUGGAAACUAUAGUCUCCAGGACCAUUACAGCUUAAUGUUUUGGUCUAUAGCAUAUUCCUGCAGGCUUAGCAAUGUAAAUGCUGCAUUUUCUCAUAGGAAAAGGCAGUGUUUACACUGCUGUCUUGGAACACCUCUAGUGGCAAUCACUCAGACAGCCAUUAGAGGUGCUCCCAAGUCCUGCAUGGAGAUGCUGAACACUUCCCAUAGAGAUGCAUUGUUUCAAUGCAUUUUUAUGAGAUGUUGCUAAUUAGCGCAAUGUUUUGCUUUGAAUGCGCAAUAGCCUCCCAAUGUUUUUCUAUGGGAAAACAUUUGAUUCCCUGAGAUCAUCUAGAUUGAUGAUCUCCGUCAUGGAGGGAUGGCAGCCACGGCUAGAUUGGCACAUUGGUGGAAAAAAAGGUUUAAUGUACUGGUUCUGGUGUCUAUAGCCUGUCCCUGCAGGCUUUCAAGUGUAUACACUGCCUUUUCAUAGAAAAGGCAGUGUUUAUAUUGCAGCCUAUUUACAUCUCCAGUGGCAGUCACUCAGGCGACCACUAAAGUGAUUCCUAUCUCAGUGCUGCACAGUGCGCAGAUUGUUCCCCAUAGAGAUGCAUUGAUUCAAUGCAUCUCUAUGUGGAGAUGCCAAUUGGUGCAGCGUUUUUACCUUCCCAAUUCUUUCUUAUGGAAAAGCAUUGCAUUGGCGGUGAUCAUCAAGCUUGAUGAUCAUAGCCUUAAAGGUGGGUCCAGCUAUGUAGAGAUUGCAAAAAAGGUGAAUAAAAAAAGAGAUUCCCACUCAAUCGGAGGGGGUUGGUCACCUAAAUAUACACACACUUACUGACAAACAUACACACACAUAUACACUGUCAGACACAAACAGAUACACAGGCAAACAUACUGAGAGACAUAUACACAGUCACAAAGUAUUAUAUGGUUUAAAUUCAGUUUUAUUCCACCCAGCCUCCCUACCUUUGGGAGAGUUGGAGUGGAUCGGCUUUCCCUGGGCUCCAGUGGGCGGCUGGUGUUCUAUCAAUAAACCCUACCCCGAAAGAAUUCUCUACUCCCGUCACUUCAGUUGACACUGGGCCACCUGUAGUGAGCCAAAUCAGCUGUAGAUCAGCUUAUCUGUGUGCAGUGUCUGCUUACAACCAGGAGGGUGGGAUGAGAUUGUUGCAAUGCGCCGUGCAUUGUCUGGUCCAGCGCAUGCGUACAACAAAGCUGAUUCAAGUGCGUGCACACUACUGCCGUGAAAAUACCCAAUCCUAAUACUGCACUCGCAAUGUUCCUGUACCAGAGCAUGUGCUGUGCACGCUCACAGCGCACUGUGACAAUCCCAUAUCCUCUUUCUAGUGUGGUGCAGGUGCCCCACACAGGUAAACUGACCUACAGCUGAUUCAGCUCACCUCUGUUAUGCCCGCAUCACCGGAAGUGAUGGGGCUUGGGAGUUUUCACAGGGUAGGAUUUUUUUGUUAGAACACUAACUGGGGGAGAGUGACAGUAGGCAGGUGGCAAGGGAGCUGUGAUCUUCCCUCGCGUGCUGCUUAGAGAUGCUAGGGCCAAAGUGACGUCAUAUUCCGGAUCGUUAAGCGGCACAUGAGGAAGCAGAGCAGAAAGAUCACAGCUCCCUCACCGUCUGCUUACAAAAUGCGCAACCAGCCACCUGCCUGUGAGGGAACGGGCUCACAAAUCAAGACAGAAUUCCAUGGCGACCAGGCGCCUGGGUUUCUCAAGUGUUAAGAAUACAUGUUUUUAUUCCGAACACCAUAGUUUACUACUAACUAUUGCUCUCUGUUCCAGUAUAAAUGUUGCAUGUUCAACUACGCUGGCAGAUGGGAUAUCACAUAGAACUGAAGUCCUAUUUCAUGAGUAAGUGAAUUUAUUGGAAAUGUUGCCAAAAGGAAGAAGAAUAAUGUUGUAUCUAGCUACCUUCAUAAUUCAUGAAAACAUUUGUUUCCCAGUGGAGUGUUUGUUAGCCAUACUUCAGAGUUCUUUGGCAGGGUCAGUAGUACAGUUCUUCAGGAUCAGGAUGAGCAGUAGAUGUGUUUAUUGUUCCUCGUAUAUACCUUGUGAAAAGUUGGAUAUCCAGGGGGAUAAAAACACUGAAUAUAUCUUAUUUUUUUUUUUUAAUAAAUACCAUGUUGUGGUGUGUGAGAAAUGUAUAAUUAAAUAUUUAGUUUAAAGGAGCACUAUAGGGUCAGAAACAAAAACUUGUAUUUCUGACCCUAUAGUAUUAAAACCACCAUCUGGCCUCCCUAAAUAUAGUAAAAUCUUACUUGUAUUCAAGUCUGCAGUUCCUGGUUCUGCCCCUGUUUGCCUGUGAACCGCCUCUGUCUACUGACCUCAUCAGAAGUGGUGCUCUGAGACAAUCACUGUGCUUCCACAUAGGAUUGGCUGAGACUGUCAAGGAGGCAGAUCAGGGGCAGAGCCAACACAAGUCAAACACAGCCCUGGCCAAUCAGCAUCUCCUCAUAGAGAUGAAUUCAAUCUGUGCAUCUGUAUGAGGAAAGUUUAGUGUCUUCAUGCAGAGGGUGGAGACACUGAAUUGCCAUGCUGCUUACUCUGCAGCACUGCCCAAUGAAGCACCUCUAGCAGCCAUCUAAGGAAUGGCCAGUAGAGUUAUACCUAGACUGUAAUGUACACACUGCAUUUUCUCUAAAAGAACGUUUUUACAGCAAAAAGCCUGAAGAGAAUGAUUCUACUCACCAGAGCAAAUGCAAUAAGCUGUAGUUGUUCUUGGGAUUAUAGUGUCCUUUUAAUUAUAUACUUUAUGUUUCUUUGUAAUUUCCCCUACAAACAAGUAUUGAUAAUGUACUGCAAGUCAUGUGCUCCUUUUUUUUUUUUUUUUUAAUAAAGAAUUAUAGUUUUUCUCUUUGUUUAUUGCCAUUUAAAAUUUUCAAAUGUCCUUGUAUUUAAACAGGUUGUUGGACGAGGAACCUUUGGUGUUGUUUGUAAAGCAAAAUGGAGAGGAAAAGAUGUUGCUAUCAAGCAAAUCGAAAGCGAAUCAGAAAGGAAAGCUUUUAUAGUUGAGGUAUUAAUUGUCACAUGUUUUUUCCUAAAAAAAAAAAAAAAUAGUUCUUACUUGUCGCUGUUUCCUUUGCCCUCAACCAGUCAUGGACAGUAAGGUGCAUCAUUAAAGUUCAAUAAUGCUUUCAACAUAAGUUGAUCAUAAGAAAAUUCAAGGGUGCUUAUGUUAAUUUGUCAUCUUCUCUCAUUAUUCACUAAAGUGAGAAUUCAAAGUGAAUUUCAAAUUUAAGGCCAGAGUAGUUGAACUGAAAGCAUAGCUAGAACAUUUUCCAGUUUAGCUUUUUUCUCCUCUCUUGGUUUAUUUAACCUUUUAUGUCAUUAUAUCGGCAUAGCGGUAAAGACUACAGAUAUGCUGCCCGUAGGCCUAGUAUGCCACCAAAUGGACAUUGGAGGCCGAGUUUUAUGUUCUCAUCACCCUCCUAUUUGCAGUUGAAUUUAAAUAAUUGGGACGCAAUACAAUCUGUGCUUACCGAAAGGACUUAUGUUUACUUCCCAACAUCAAACAGUGUACGUGAAAAUAUAAAAAUCUCGUUGCAGUUCAAUAAAUAUCUGUUAGAGGCUUCCACAACCAAUCAUUCUGUUUCAUUUUUCAGCUCCGGCAGUUGUCACGUGUGAACCAUCCAAAUAUUGUAAAAUUGUAUGGAGCAUGCCUAAAUCCAGUAAGUUCUCUUUUUGUUUUGUUUAAUUGUGUAAAAAGUUUUUUUUUAAAAAGGCCUACGUUAAUUUAACAUCUUGCACAUCUUUAAUCUGAGGUGAGGCUUGUUCAUCUUAAAUGUAUGUUUAAUCACUCCUCCAUAGACUCCACACUUCGUGCCAUGACUUGUGUAUGCACCCAUACCUGAAAAUUGUGUAUAAAUAAUUACAAAUUAAAUGAGUUUAUUGCAAACUAAUUUAGUUUGAGCUCUGACUGCAAUCUUGGCAUAAUUUGCAAAGAGCAGUGACACAGGAAGCCUCAAUGCAGUCUUUCAGAGACUAGGUCUCUGUUUACAGUGCGAUGCUGGCUGGACUGCCCUUCAUUUGAACUUUUCUGUGUCUGUCGGUGCAAUGAACUAGCCUCAAUUUACUCUCUUUAUGGUUCCUUUCUCUUUACGUCCGCUCCGUCAUAGAGGAGGAGCCGGAACAUGAAGCGAUAAGAAGGUGAGAGCUGUAGCAGCUAUCCUUUUGUGAGUUAAAGCAGCCGAUGAAUGAUUCACUCACUGUGUUCUGACACAGCAAUUUGAGCUGCAGUAGUUCUUCUGUGUGAUCAGAACAGUUGGGCUAUCCUUUGCUCCCCAAGUGCAUCAAUGGGCCUUGAGUGUACAUGACCCUGACACCUGUUAACCAGUUGUCCUUCCAUGCACCACUCUUGGUAGGUACUAAAAACUGCAAAUGAGGUACUCCCCACAAGACUUGUCGUUUUGAAGAUGCUCUAACCCAGUUGUCUAGCCAUCACGAUUUGGCCCUUGUUAAAGUCACACGAUUUGGCCCUUGUUAAAGUCACUCACAUCUUUUCGCUUUCCCAAUUUUUUUAUUUUUUUUUUCCUGCUUCCAACACGUGAAGUUCAAGAACUAACUGUUCAUUUGCUGCCUGAUAUAUCACACCCCCUCACAAGUGGCAUUGUAAUGAUAUAAACAACUUUAUUCACUUCACCUGUCAGUGGCUUUAAUGUUGUGGCUGAACAGUGCCAUGAUUCGUAAUCAGUCCUGUUCAUUGCUUGGCACUGUGCUGGAAACUCUAGUAGCAUGUGUCCAGACAUUAAACACAGUUAUCAUCUAUCUCUGUAUAAUGUCUGGGUAUCUACUCACAGAGCUGCUUGCUGGCUGUCUUGCUCUACCAGCACAGCUCUGUAUACAAGAAGACAACUUGUGUCAGUGCCUGUCAGUGUGCGCGAGUCCAAAGUGCAACAACAUAAACUGGGAAUGUAUGGGACCAGUGUGAGUGAAUUAUUGCAAUAUGUAGGGACAAAAUGUUUUGCAUGUGCAGAAAUGUUAUUUAGUUACUAUAGUUUUCUUAACUAACUUCAUUAUUUUUUAAUUUCUGUGUUUUUCCUGUCCAAAAAAAUAUAGAUUUUUUUUUUUUCUUUUUCCUGUAUGCUUAGGUAGCACAUUAUUCAAUGGAAACACUACUAAUUGGGACACUGAAAACAAUGGGGGUUUUUUUGUUUUUUUUUUGCAAAUUGCUUGGUAUUGAAGGGGUUAAAGAGCUACCAUUAAAGUGAUCCUCCAUCAGGCAGCCACGAGGAGUGACCGUUUGUACUCCGUAGUGGGUUGAUGUAUAAUUACUUCAGCUGUUAAUUCUUAACAGAAGACCAUUUAUACAGGUUUAUAAUAAAAUGUGUUUUGUAUAGAUGAAUUCAGAAAUUAGUUGUUUUUUUGUUUUUUUUAGGUAUGUCUUGUUAUGGAAUAUGCAGAAGGAGGCUCAUUAUACAAUGGUAAGAUAAAACGGUCUAUCAUAGAUAUUUCUGUCUAAAUAUGAAUGCACCCAAUCACAUUCUGGCCAAAAUUAUGGGGAUACAGCUAUUUCACCUUCUCACACGGGUAUUGCAAUCUCCAUAUACAAGCAGUGGCAGUUGACUGUCAAAGGAUGGCAUCUUUGCAACCUGUCACCUGAUUUGCUUGUCAUUGGAUCAUUAUAAAUGUGUACUUGGCUGCUUGUAGAUGAAAAAUACUCUUUAACCCCGCCACCCACAUCCUGUAUUAAAAGAGCUCGUUCUUUCAUAAAUAAUGCCAAAAAGCCAAAAGCUUCCUUCUUCCAUCAAAUGUGAACCUGGAUUUUUAUACAGAGAGGAGAAGAGGAUUGCUCACUCCACUGCCAAAAUACAUAGUUACAUAGCUGAAAAGAGACUUGCGUCCAUCAAGUUCAGCCUUCCUCACAAAUGUUGUUGCUGUUGAUCCAAAAGAAGGCAAAAAACCUGGUCUGAAGCGCUUCCAAUUUUGCCACAAACUAGGAAAAAAUUCCUUCUUGACCCCAAAAUAGCAGUCAGAUGUCUCCUUGGAUCAAGCAGCUAUUACCCCACUAAUUAGAAAUUAUAUCCCUGUAUGUUAUGUUUUUGUAAGUAUUUAUCCAAUUUCAAUUUAAACAUCUGUAUGGACUCUGACAAAACCACCUCUCCAGGCAGAGAAUUCCAUAUCCUUAUUGUUCUUACUGUAAAAAAAACUUUUCUUUGCCUUAGAUGAAAUCUCCUUUCUUCCAGCCUAAAUGUGUGACCCCAUGUCCUAUGUAUAGCCCUGUUUAUGAAUAGAUUUCCAGAUAAAGGUUUGUACUGGCCCUGAAUAUAUUUGUAUAAAGUUAUCAUAUCCCCUCUCAGGCGCCGUUUUUUCCAAACUAAACAGAUUUCAUUUUUUUUUAACCUUUCUUCAUAACUAAAAUGCUCCAUUCCUUUUAUCAAUUUUGUAGCUCGUCUCUGACCCUCUCCAGUACCAUGAUAUCCUUAUUUAGAACAGGCGCCCAAAAUUGCACAGCAUAUUCAAGGUGUGGUCUUACCAGCAAUUUAUAAAGAGGCAAAAUUAUAUUUUCAUCCCGAGAAUUUAUGCCCCUAUUUAUACAUGACAAAAUCUUACUGGCCUUAGCAACUGCAGAUUGACAUUGCAUAUUGCUGCCUAUAACAAUUCCCAAAUCCUUCUCAACCUCACUAUUUUGUUGAUAUACCACAAGUGAAAACAUGCAUUUAUUUUUGGAGUAUAUCUACAGCGACUUGCAAAAGCGUCAGCAUUUGGAAGCUGUGCCUUCUUCCCCAGACCCAGGUUUACUGUAGUCGUCUGAUCAUAGACUUCAUAAUGCAGCUCAAUUAGAAUUCAUUGCAAUGCAUGUGUUCUGGGCACUUACCUGUCUCUUGUUUAGCUCCAUUAAACUAAACUAUCAGGAAGUAGCAGAACCGAAUGAUUUUGCUCACCAGAACAAAUACAAUAAGCUUUAGUUCUUCUGGUGACUAUAGUGUCUGUUUAAGAGGUCUGGAGUGUCCCUUAAAGGGUUUACAUGUACAAUUUCUUACAAUUAUUUAUUCACCUUUGUAAUCUGCCAUGCAUUUGAUAUUUUUCUCCUCUUCUUGCCUUGUUAUGCAGUCCUGCAUGGUGCUGAGCCAUUGCCUUACUACACAGCUGCCCAUGCAAUGAGUUGGUGUUUACAAUGUGCCCAAGGAGUUGCAUAUCUGCACAGCAUGAAACCAAAGGCUCUAAUUCACAGGGACCUUAAGCCACCAAAGUAAGUAGCUGUUUACCAUUUAUAGGCUUCUUGCCCUUUUUUAAUAGAUUUUCUGUUUUGCAUCCCAGCGCCAGCCAAACAGCAGUUUUGUUGUGUUUUCUGACCAUAAACUGAGUAACCUUCAAUAAGUAUGAGACAAAAGAAUGUUUUCCAACAUUAUUCUAAACCUUGGUUGUAAAUUGCUAGUAAGAAUUAUUUAUUUUAUUGCUAAUUUGGUAUUGCUAAGUUCUCGUUGAUAGGGCAGCACGAUUGUUCUAACAUGGAUGCUCUUAAAGCAACAUUUCAAACUGCACUAUAGUGUUUAUGGUGUUUGGAGUGUUCCUUUUAGUAUCUUUAAAGAAUUAGCUAAACUUCAAAAAUCUGUACAAGCAGCAGGGAUGACCGCAGCCUGGAGAGGAUUGACAGGAAAAGGCCAUUCAAAAGUGUUGGGGAGUUUAACAAAGAGUGGACGGAGACUGGAGUCAGUGCAUCAAGAGCCACCACACACAGACGGAUCCUGGACAUGGGCUUCAGAUGUGGUAUUCCUCUUGUCAAGCCACUUCUGAACAACAAACAACGUCAAAAGCGUCUUUCCUGGGCUAAAGAAAAAAACAUACCUGGUCUGUUGCUCAGUGGUCCAAAGUCCUCUUUUCUGAUGAGAGCAACUUUUGCAUCUCAUUUGGAAACCAAGGACCCAGAGUCUGGAGGAAGAAUGGAGAGGCACACACUGCAAGAUGCUUGAAGUUCAAUGUGAAGUUUCCACAGUCUGUGUUGAUUUGGGGAGCCAUGUCAUCUGCUGGUGUUGGUCCACUGUGUUUCAUAGAGUCCACGUUCAACGCAGCCGUCUACCAGGAGAUUUUGGAGCACUUCAUGCUUCCUUCUGCAGAGGAGCUUUAUGGGGAUGCUGACUUCAUUUUCCAGCAGGGCACCUGCCCACACUGCCAAAAGCACCAAAGCCUGGUUCAAUGACCGUGGGAUUACUGUGCUUGAUUGGCCAGCAAACUCGCCUGACCUGAACCCCAUUGAGCAUCUAUGGGGCAUUGCCAAGAGAAAGAUGAGACACGAGACCGAACAAUGCAGAAGAGCUGAAGGCCGCUAUUGAAGCAUCCUGGUCUUCCAUAACACAUCAGCAGUGCCACAGGCUGAUAGCUUCCAUGCCACCCCGCAUUGAGGCAGUAAUUGCUGCAAAAGGGGCCCAAACCAAGUACUGAGUCCAUAUGCAUGCUUAUACUUUUCAGAGCUCCGAUAUUGUUCUAUGUACACUCCUUGUUUUAUUGAUUGCAUGUAAUAUUCUAAUUUACUGAGAUUGUGGAUUUGGGAUUUUCAUGAGCUGUAAGCCAUAAUCAUCGCACUUAUGACAAAUCACGGCUUGAACUAUCUUGCUUUGCAUGUAAUGCGUCUAUCUCAUAUAUUAGUUUCCCCUUUUACAUUGCAUUACUGAAAUAAAUGAACUUUUGCACGAUAUUCUAAUUUUUCGAAUAUCACCUGUAUAUAGAUUGGAGUAGUAUCAUGUGGGAAAAUAAUAUUCCCUUUGCUCCACCCACUCCAUAUAUUUAACUUCCUUUAUAAGCAUCUUAACUAUAUAUUUCUCAAAAUAGUUUUUUAGUCCUUUCGGUCUCUGUAUAAUUUUCUAUUCCAAGCUCAUUUUCUUCUCUACAUAAAGUAGGUCUUCACAUAAAUAAGAUGCAGAUAGAUACUUGUGUACUAUACACAAUUCUGAGCAAAUUAAUUGCAUAUAUCUUUUAUUCAAGCUUUUUGUUUUUAAAUUUUUAAAACCUGUGCUGUUACAGUAUAGUGAAAUGGCUUAACACCUUAGGAACAUUGUCUGUUCUUUCAAAUGUCUCAAACAUUUAUUAACUGUGAAGCUUUAUAGAGCUAAAUAAGGAAUAUGUAGAAUGUGUAUGUGUGUGAAUAUAUAUAUAUAUAUAUAUAUAUAUAUAUAUAUAUAUAUAUAUAUAUAUACACACACCUUAAAACAUGCUGCAAGCCACACCUUGAGUUACAAGGCCAGAGUAUACUCACCAGCAAUUAAUUUCUACUCGCAUUGCUAAAUUUUUCACUCGCUAGUGGCAAUUGGAAAUUUAUAUAAAUUAACUGUAGGAACCAGACUGUGAUGUCAGCGUAAAAUGCCGUUGGCACUUAUGGUUGAAAACUAAUUCAGUCAACUCUCCAAACUAUCACUUGUUCCUUGUUUUAUAGCUUGCUACUAGUGGCUGGAGGCACAGUUCUGAAGAUAUGUGACUUUGGGACAGCCUGUGAUAUCCAGACACACAUGACUAACAAUAAAGGGAGUGCUGCUUGGAUGGCGCCAGAGGUUUUUGAAGGUAAAUUAUUGUUUUAUAUUGGCUUCAUUGCUCUUUUAGAAUUGUAUAGUGAAAUUUGACUUAUGUGUUCAUAAAUACACAAUAUGCACCUUAUGCAUUUUAGUCUAAUUUUUGACCUAAGUAAUUGUCCAUUGUGUUUUGUUUUUGUACAACACUGCAAGAUAAGUGUGUAUUUAUAUAUAAUAUACACACAUACAGUGUGUGUGUGUGUAUAUAAAUAUAUAUUUUUAUAUACACACACACUCUCUCACAAAACACUUAUCUUGCAGUGUUGUACAAAAACAAAACACAAUGGACAUUUACUUUGGUCGAAAAUUAGACUAAAAUGUGGUAUAUAUAUAUAUCACAGAUUGUUGUUGGUCAUAGAUUUGGACACGCACAGUCAUUUAUGCAGAUACAGACAGGCUUACUUGCAGGCACUGUGGAACUAGUGGACUUUCCAUAAGUUAAUUAUCCCUCAGAAACUGUAUGUAUCGCUCCCCAGCUCUGAUACUGCUGGAAAUGCUGUUAUUCUAUGGCCCUUAUUAUGUAUUGUCUUGUCCUUUCCGGAACAUGGAAGGGAGCCGGAUAGCCAAAGCAAAUGCAGCUUACCAGUAAAUUUUGGCACAGUGCGCAUGUGGAUACUUUGCUUUAUUGAAAAUCUCCCAAAAGCAAGGGGAUAAAUAGGUGUGUGUAUGUAUAUACUCACAUACACAACACACACAAAAUCCCACGCGCUCACAAAGUGUAAUAAUUAUUUUGUUUGUUUAUCCUGACUUGACAAAAAUAAUUGCGAUUUAGUUACAAUAUUACACUGCAUAAGCCUGCCACUAACUAUUUAUUUUACACCCGAGAGAGUCCACGAGUUCGGACACAUAUUGUUACUGACAAGAGCACCUCAUAAUAGUUAGUGAAGUCUGAUCUUAUGUCCUGUCAUGUAAAGGUUUUUAGGAUAAGUAGGUUAUCCCCCAGCAGCAGUUCUCCUCAUCACAUAGGAUGGGGUAAAUCUUCUGUAUAAAAUGAUAUCUGCAAUACCAAAAAGGUUCCACUCCAUUAUUUUUCCACUGCUUUAGAUAUAAUGUAACUGAUUUUUGUCUUCAACUUGCCAUGAGAAAUACUUGCCUACAGCUGUCACUCCUCUGUUUGUACAUCUUUCCAUUGAGCCUCGUCUCCAUUUCUUAGCACAUGAAGCUACCAAUUGUUUCCUGAUGUAUUUACGUUAUUUCAAAAAAAAAAUUCAAAAAAGUCACAAAUACAAAACCUGUUUCAGAAUAGCAGUGAAUGAUGAAUAGUGAGACAUAUUGUAUUUUAUUUGCAUUAGGUAGCAAUUACAGUGAGAAGUGUGAUGUGUUUAGUUGGGGUAUCAUCCUUUGGGAAGUAAUAACCAGGAGAAAACCGUUUGAUGAAAUCGGUGGUCCUGCUUUCCGGAUAAUGUGGGCCGUUCAUAAUGGUGAGUUAAACACGUUCUGUUUGCAAUCUAUAUUUUCUAAUUGAAAUGCUUCAGCAAACCAUGCUUCUAAUUGUAUCCUAUAUCCACCUUUGUACCUCGCUUUCUCUGUUCUAAAAUACACAAUUCUUCCUGCUGGCUACUGUAUAGCAAUAUAUAAUGUCAGGUUUCACUCAUAAUUAAACUUUUUUGAGAAAAGUCUUUAGUGAGGACUAAAAUAUUGAUCCACUACUAACAUAUGUCUGCUUAAUAUAAUAGAGAAUAAGCCAAAGCACACCAGAUUAUACUUGCACAUAAAAUGUUUGUAUUCAUUCAGUGAUUUAAUAAAAAUUGUACACAGAAAGUGCAAACAGCAAUAUAGGCAUGUAGACACAAAUGACCUAUCUACAUACAUAUCGAAUACAAAGAUAAGUGCUCAGUUAAUGAAACCCACAAACCUAUUGCAAUACAGGCAUACUAACCCAGAGCAGAAGAUAAAGCAACCUCAACAUUUCAGCGUCUAGCCUUCCUCAAGGGGCAUCUAAACACCCAGCACCCUUUCACCACACUAUCACCCAUUUUAAGGUUGAGCUCUCACUAUAUAAUUGUAUAUGCUUAAUAUAAGAAAGGAGCGUUAUACAUACCAUAUAUGUUGUCGUUCCCAUAAUAUAUUUUCAUUAUAUUAUGUUUUAACCUCCGAUGAUACUCCAAGCACUAUGACCACAUCAGUGGUUUGAUUUCUGGAUGUGCAGUAAGAAACGCUGCACAUAAAUAGAUCGUAUGGAUAGCUGCUGGAGGAUGCAUGUCUCCAGGCACACUAACCGUGCUCAGGGCGCAGCGUGACCCAGGUAAGAUGCCAAGCUGUUAUCACCAUUACAGGGGAAUGGCAUCAGGGCACUCCACGAAACAUAACCGCUGCAGUGGUUGGAGUAACCGUUUAAUUUGGUACAACAUUUUUAACAGUAAAAUAAAAGUAUAACCUAUAUCUUGAUAACGCCUUCUAACAAAUGUAAGGCUGAAUAUUUGGAUGAAUAUGUACAUGUAGGUAACAUUGCUUGGAAGAAACCAAUGUCUUACAAAAAAAAAAAACUAAAGUGAUAACGUGCAAGUCCAUUAUAUGUAUACAUGUUUUUUUCUAUUCUGAAUGUCUGGAAAUAUCCCCCAAAAAAGUAAAAACAAAUGAACCUGAUCUGUAGAAAGCUGCUUUUUAAAAAAACUGUAUUUAGUUGCUUUUGAAUGUAAAUAAACAGAGCAUGAAUUAAAGUUCAAAAUCUACUUAAGUUGGUGCCUGAAAUAUCUUUUUAAAAUGUGUAUUCCUCCCCGAUUACAAAAUGAUCACAUUUCUUUUAUUUUUAAACACUCGCCAUGCUAGGGUAGGAUAAAAGCUGACUGUUAAAUAAGGGUCUUAGUGUUUGCUAUAGUUGAUGAUUAGAUGUCAAACUUGUAAAGCCACUUUUGUGAUUUAAUUAUUUCCAAAGGCUACAGUUGUGUUCAUCUAUGAUUUAAUUCAUCUACUUAAUUAGCUCUUUUUAUGAAUUCCCAGGUACUCGGCCACCGUUAAUUAAAAAUUUACCUAAGCCCAUUGAAAGUUUAAUGACUCUGUGUUGGUCAAAAGAUCCCCCACAACGACCUUCCAUGGAGGAAAUAGUCAAGAUAAUGACACAUCUAAUGCAGGUAUGUAAUUUAUUGUCUUGUAGUUUGUUUGGGUUAAAUGCUGUAUUUUUUUUUUUUUCUUUCCAAUAGCAUUUGUCUUUUACGUUUAUACUUGGGAAGGGGGUUUGAAAUUAAAUCGAUAUAGUGAAAGUGUUAAAUCUCUCAUCAGCAUUGAUGCAUGGUCCAAACAUUUCCUUUCUUUUAAAACCAGAAAAACAUGUUUCAAUAAUUGGACUCAUUAAAGGCAAAAGAAGAAAGUGGGGCAGUGAUUGGUGACCCUCUGGUUUCACCUGCUUUUAGUGUAAGGAUUUUUUACAUGACCGCACUCUCUUGUGCAAGUGUAGUACUAUAAUUGCCAGAUAAUGCAAAUUGUUCAAUGACUCAAUCGAGUUUACAGAUUAUCUAGUUUGUUUGUUUGUUUGUUUGUUUUUUUAAUACAUUUAUUUAAAAAAAAAAAAAAUAAGUUUGUGUUUUUAAAAGUAAAAUGAAAUUGUAACAAAUAUUGAUAACAUCAUAUAACAAAUACGAGAUUUAAAUAUUUUGGAUACAUAUGUGAAAUAAGAACACCAAAUGAGGAAAGUGAGAGUCUAAUAAAAAAAAAAAAUAUAUAUAUAUAUAUAUAUAUAUAUAUAUAAUUUAUAAUUUGUGCUCGGAAUUUAAUACGUAAUGGAAAGUAUCUGAAAGGGCAAAGUUGGUUGUGGUGUGCCAAAACCAACGUACGAGUGUGCCUGUAAAUAAGAGGGCCCACCAAGGAGAAUGUAAUGAUAACAGGGUGUAGGUGGGUGGGGACAAUCAACUGAACCGGCAGAGAUGAGUAGGGGCUGGGAGUUUAAGUAGGGGACUUACUCCUCCCACAAAUUCAGGCCUAAUGGCCUUUCUACUUGUGCUCAGAAUUUAAUACGUAAUGGACAGUAUCUGAAAGGGCAAAGUUGGUUAUGGUGUGCCGAAACCAACGUACAAGUGGGCCUGUAAAUAAAAGAGGGCAAAAGAGAAGUUCGAGAAAAUAUACACUUUUUUGCCUUUUUUACAUAACCAAGUUACUGAAGCUUGACGAAGCUCUUUCUCUGGUCGCUGUAUAUAAGUAUGAUAUAUGGAGGAUUUCCAACGACCCAGUCUCUUGAUGAUGUGGACUGGGGUGUUUGUGCUAGAGGCUGAUGAAGCGGCUCCUCUGCGGAAUGAGUGCCCGGAAAAAGAAGCCGGAUUGUAACCCAGUUUGGAUAGUAGUGUCCUGACGUGUCGUGAAUUUAGCCGUGGUGAGCGGGUGCCCUUGUAGUGGUAAGAGCGGAGAGUCUGGUAAGUGCGCGUGAUGGGUUGACCGUAGGUGAUCUAGCGCGUUGACCGGACACCAGGCAUUAUAGGUAGGGAAGAGAGGAAUUAUGGUGGGGUGUUGUGAGUGGUUAGUUUUAGUUGAUGGGAUCGUAAGUAGGUAUUGAUCCUCCACCUUAGUGAGGUGUGAUGUUUUUAGGCUGUGCGUGAUAUCUCCUUGACAAACAACGGUGAACUCUCUGGGUCUGAGAAAACCGCAGAAAGCAAGAUAAAUAGCUGAUUUGAUGACCAGGUUUGUGUUGGGAUCGAACGGAGAUUCAUCAAGGAGAUUGCUAAGUGAUCUAAAGAUAGGUCCAUCUAUAGGUAGUCUUGUAGUGGUGAGUGGAACCGAAACCUUUAAUAUACCUUUCAGGACCUUUUUAAUGGGAGAUGAUGACAAGAAGGGGGUGUUAGGAAAAUUGGUGAGGCUAUGGUGCUGAACCCCAGUGAGGUAAAGUUUAAUGGUGUUGUGAGAAAGUUUAAGAUGUAAGUGGCAGAAAGAGGCAAAAGCCACCAUGGUUUGUGUAGAGAAGUCGCCUUGUAAACCGAAUUCUGCAGUGAAUUUGUUAAAAAUGGUAAAUGCCCUAUUGUAUGAGAUAGCUGUGUUGGGUGAUAGUGCUUGGUGAGUGAGAGUCCUAGCGUGGUGCAUAAGUGUGCUUAAUCCAGGAUUAGUUUGUGAAAUCGUGGUCUACUGGAUGGCUGGUGGUGAGCCGUAGGGAGUGCCUGGAAGAAUACCUGGAAUUGAGAGCGAGAGAGCAUCAGCGGCCGUGUUGUGGGUGCCCGGGAUGUGAAAACAAACUAUAUGAAACUGGACGGUUGCUGCCAGCCGGGUCAGCUUGCGAAUCAGUAGCAUGAUGGUAAGGGACGAUGAGCGCCCCUUGUUUAUGAUUUCGCAAGCCGCCGAGUUAUCAGAAUAACAUUUUACUGCCUUGCCGGACCAGAGAUGACCCCAGGUGUGUGCGGCCGCCACGAUGGGAUAAAUUUCGAAUAGGGCUGAGGUCUCCCUGAAUCCUGGCAAGGCAUCUGUCUCAGCGGGCCAGUGACUCCUGAUCCAGUGGUUCCCGAAGAUGGCUGCAAAACCCGUGUUGGAUGCAGCGUCUGUGUGGAUGAUGGGUGAACAAGUGGAGAGAGGGGGGAUAAACAUGGAGAUACCGUUCCAAUCUGCCAAAAAACUUCCCCCACAUAGCUAAGUCAGCCUUUGCGUGGGGGUCCAAAGAAACUGGGCAAGAGUCCGGUACCCUGUGGAGCAGGCAAAGAAGCCUGGAUUUAAAAGACCUUCCCUGCGAGAUGAUGCGCAUAGCAAAGUUAAGGGAUCCCAGAAGGGACUGAAGUUCCCUUCUGGUGAAAACAUAAUUCCGCAGGAACAUGUCUACCUCCCCUCUCAAGCGGAACAGUUUGUCGUGGGGAAGGCUAGCUCGGAGGGUAACAGUCUAGCUCUAUCCCCAAAAAGGUUAAUUUAGUUGUGGGGCCGAUUGUUUUUGAUGGAGACAAUGGUACGCCAAGUGUGGGGAAAAAAGUGCUGUAGUACUGCUGAUAGCGGUGGGUGUUUGUGCCCCUGGCUCUAUCAGUAAGAAGUCGUCUAAGUAAUGGAUAACAGAGUGACACCUGAGGACGUUCAGAAGCAGCCAGCAUAGCGUUUCUGCGAAGAUAUCAAACCGUUUGGGGCUGCUUCUAGAACCGAAAGUGAGUCGAGUGGAGAAGUAGUACUUUUCUCGCCAUUUAACACCGUGCAAGUGCCAGAGUGAGGGGUGCAUGGGUAGUAAUUUGAAAGCGUUUGUGAUGUCUGUUUUGCUGAGCCAGGGGUGACUACCAGAUGAGAUGAUGGAUUGUAUGGCAUCGUCAAUUGUUACAUACUGAAGUGUGGGUAAGCGUGCGGGUAAGCGUUUAUGCUGGGAACAAAAGAGGAGUGUGUUGCCGAUAAAUCGAUAAUUAGACGUUUAUUAGAAUAUUUGUAUACUGCGACACCAAUGGGGUUAGUGCGCCAGGAAGAAAACGGUAAAGAGUUGAAGGGGCCGAUCAUGAAACCGUUGGUAAUUUCUGCGGAAAGGAGGGUUUCUGUGGAGAUUGGAUCUUGGCAUGCUCACGAUAAAUUGGGACAUUCCAGUGUGCCUGUGGGGAUGGCUACAAUACCCAUGAAAAAACCCUGAGUGAAUCCAGUGGUCAGAUAUUCCACCAAAUGUCUGCUAGGGUGUGUCCUUAGGUAAAAAAACAGGUUGUCGACAUUUGUCGGUUAGUCAUUUGUUAGGGGACAACCUGGCCGGGCAUAUGGUCUUGGUAUGUGCCCUAAAGCAUAAAGAACAGAUGUGCAACAAUCUACAGGCGCUGAAACUGCAGGAGCCUGCGUUGAAAUUAUUGCACACCUGAGCUUUACCUAGGAAGGAGAUGUGCCUACGCUGCUUAUCACGUAGACCACCCGCUGGUUUGUUGUGAGAGGUGAAAGUGGGAUUAGGGGAGGGAGUGGAGGUGGUGGGAUAUGCUUCUGAAGGACAUAAGUCUGCCUUAUGAGAUGUAGAGUUACAUACGGCGCAAGACGGGGGCCUGAGACCAGCGAAGUGGUGACAGAAUAGUUCUGUAUCUAUCUGACACCAGUUAAUUCUGACAUUGAACUGUUUCAGAUGGGUCGCUGCCUUUGCUGAUACCGACUUUUGAUAGUCGUAAAAAGAGGAGCCCCCGUACUUGAUGCCUAAAUCCACCACCUUGUGGAGGUAGAGGUCUAGCUCUUCUCUUCUAUGGGGAUACACCGUGCAGAUGACAUCACGGUAUAUCCCAAAGGCAAUCACAAACUGAGGUAUGGUUAGUUUUUUGUUGAGUCUGGGGUCUCUAGUCUUAAGCACCACUGAGAUGUCCCCGUAAUUGUAUGCCCUGUUCUCCAGUAUGUCUUGGGAUGCUAUAAGCAGAGACACCAGACACAUGUCCUUCCCAUCUAGGAUUUCUUUCCUGAUGGAGUCUGGGACGGAGUGAGCUGGUGACUCGAAAGGAGAAAUAGCUGUGGCUGGUGCUGGAGGAGGGAGUAUGGGGGGGGCAUGGUGGUACAGCAGGGACUGCUAGGGUGGCGACUGGCAGGCCCGGGGUAUUACCUGGGGAGGCGAUGGCGCUCUCCACCUUAGAUAACCUGUUGUUUAAAGUCUGUAAGUUGGCCAAGAUUGCUGCUAGGGUAUCCUGGGUGGACGUGCUUGAGAGCUAGUGCCUGGCAUAGGUUCAGGGGCUUGGUAGGUGAGCAGUCUGUAGAGUUCCGCCUUUCUAGCUGUAGCUGGAAAGGGGAUUCCCCUGAGCCUAAGUUCGGACGUAAUUUUGGGGAUAGUCCAUGUUCUCAAGGACGUGGGAGUUGAGGGGUGAUAGAUUCGCAUGGAGAGUCUGGUCUGAUGGGCGUAAACAGGAUCUCCUCGGGCAACUCUUCGAUGGGGGCUGGUUCUUGAGACAUUCUAAAAAUAAUUCAGUGAAUGAGAUAUUAGAAGGUGAGUAGGGGAACCGGGAGGGAUAUGAGGGUGGUAUUUUAUGAACUGGCCUGUAAUGCUAAUGCCAAAGCGAAAAACUUAACUGUGAAUUUUUGAUAGGUGAGGCCCUGCUAAUGCCAAGUGAUGGUGAGAGGCUCUACCUAUGAUUUGGCUUAGAGAAAUCGUGGCCACAGAGAUUCAAAACGUGUGGCCGUGACAGGUGAGGCCCUGACUACAGCCCUGUAGUAGGGCGGGCGAGGCAUAUAACUAUGAUUUGGGCGUGGGGCCAUACUUCCGUGUUGAGGUGAGAGAUGGCCUCGCUGGACGGGAUUUUUUACUAGGGUGAGCUAGGGCGGUAGCCUAGACCCUGCAAGCCAGUUCACUUGUAUACUAAAGAUUGAAUGGUAAUUCUGGUGUAAUGUGUGGAUACUAACCUUGAAGGGUUUAUAAUAGAGAGCUGGAAUCUUUGAAUGUUUAUAUGUAGUGAGUCUUGGCUGCUGCUGUCCUCGUAGAAGAAGCCUAAGGAUUAAGACAGAUGUUGAUGUAUUUAUGCGUAACGUGGUGGCGUAUGAUUUGUGAAAAGGGUUGACUGAUAGGAGCGUGACGUGAGAUCCUGAAAUGAGGGAUCUGAAUGGUUAGACUACGACUGAGGCGAGUUUACGUUAUAGAGAGAGACUGAUUUGAAGCCUUGGGGUAGUGAAUGCCGUAACGAAUAAGGACGUAAGUACCUGGUAGUGUGGCUGAGUACCGGGUUAGGUAGGUUGGUAAUUUCUUGCCUGAUGGCAGUAUGACCGUAUUCCUGGUUAAGGAAAAAAGGAGAGAAUUUAACACACCAAGGACGUAGGACCUAGAGUUAGUCGUAAUGAAUCGAGACCGCGUUAGGUCUUGUAUGAAAAAGUCCUGAAAUGAGUAGAGAAAUAUACCUUGAUUUGUUAUACGGGUACUAGGAUGAGCGUAACUGGUGUUCCUUCGUAGAAACCGGUGGAGGCCUAGAAAAAUUAUGGAGCUAUGGAUUAAACCCAUUAAAUAUUUAAUUUGUGAAUGCUGUGAUAGUAAGUUAAAAAUAACCAAUUUCACUGUGAUAAGUUUAGAGUGCAUGCAGUAUUGAGGCAUGGACAUGAUUGAAAGCAUGGUGAGUAAAUGCUAUACCUUGGUUUGUAAACACAAGACCUUGAAUUUGCUAACUUUAAGCAGAAAAUAAGAGAAACCGAGGCAAUCUGUGGAGCCAAAGAAAUGUGACAGGGGCAGGAAGUAAUGACUGAGUAACUUUUUAAGGAGAAAACGUAGUAAAUUAAAAUAAAUCUUUAGGGGUUUUACCAGUGUUACCCUAGAUCGUGUAAUAGUAAUAUAUGUAUGUUGUGUUUGAACAGGGUUGUUGUGGAAUUUAUAGAAUUCUGCCCUUUUGUUUGGUGUCAGGAGGAAUUUAUUUUAUUAGAUAGAGGAACGUAAAACAUAGAUUACUAACCACAUGGGUGUAGAAAAAGAACUGAUUAUUUAAGAUACAGUGGCUAUGGUUUUAAUAUUUUAGACAUAGUUAAACGGAAAACACAGUUUAGGUGAUAAAUAGUUGUAGUUUUUUUACAUGUAUUUAAUAACUCCUACUGACAGAUAGUACAAACAGUUAAAUAACCGAACAGACGGUAUGAGUAAUCAUAUGAAUCCGUGUGCACGAAAUGUUUGUAUUAUACUGAAAGGGGAUCUGUAGUUUUGGCUGAAUGGGGGACCUGCUUAGGUUAAGUUUAAUGUGCAUUCGUUUACUCCCGCUCGAAUAGACAUAGCAUGAAUUAGGAAAGUUAGCGAGGGGUGAACAGGUUUACACAAUUUGCUUAAAAUACCCGAAAGGGUAACUAAUAAGUACAUGGUUCGUGCGUAUGACCGAACGGAAAACAGAAUUGAAAAGAUUAGCUUUAUAGUUAUGUUCGUACGUAGUCCGUCAGUUUAAAUCGUGCGAAAGCCCCCGUGAAACGUAAGUAUAGCGAGCGUUUGUCUAGUUUAGUGGCGCGAACGCGGAAAUGCACAAAUAGUUAAGUAUACGAAAAUUGAUAAUGUGAUAGUAAAAGGGAGCCUAUCCCUAAGUUUUUAGGCCCGAACGGAGGGAAAUUGCCGAACGCUACUUCCCUCACAAGCUUACGUGAGCGUGCCGGUGCCGUGAGGCCUGAAUUUGUGGGAGGAGUAAGUCCCCUACUUAAACUCCCAGCCCCUACUUCUGGUCCGAGCUUCACACACACACUUUUUGGUACGCUUAUCUACUGGUAAUGUCAAGGAUUCCCCCUCCAAAAAAAAAAGUCUCUAGAUGUGGGGAAAGGUAAGAAGUUGGAGGGGUUACUCAUUACCUGCAAUGAAGUUUGAUGACUGAAACAUUUAAAAGGAAUUUCAGCCUUGAAUAAUAAAAAAAAAAAGGAAUUUCAGCAUUGAGUAGAUCUUUGCUUUAUUUCAGUAUUUUCCUGGAGCUGAUGAGUCGUUAAAGUAUCCUUUUCAGUACAUGGAUGAAGGACAAAGCAAUUCAGCAACAAGCACAGGUAUGUUAUUGUGUGUGUAAAAGUCCUGCAAUAAAUACAUUUACUGUUUAAGUAGCUGUGAAAAAAAAUAUCUGGUUUAAUGGUACACUCAACGCCCUUAAAGGGAAACUAAAACUAGUUUUCCUGGCACUGUAGCUUCCUCCUCGGUCAUGGUGCUCCUUUUCCCCCAGACACUCACCGCCAGGUGGUGAGGGAUGUAGAAUUCCUUAAUUUUGUGAUGGCCUUCUAAUUUUAUAUUUUGGUUCUUUCUGCAGUUUGUGUGUGUGUAUGUUUGUAUUUAUCUGUGGUUUAUGCAAUUUAUCUUAUCUCCUAUCUCAUUUCUUUUUAGGAUCCUGCAUUGAUAUUACUUCCACAAACACAAGCAAUAAGAGUGACAUUAACCUUGAUCCUAGUGAUUUCCAUGCACUUACAACUAAUGAUACAAUCAAAAGAGGGGAGUUCAAAUUACCACCACACUUGAAAAAUCAAUCAAAGCAGUCUGUAAGUUUCUGUAAUAUAUUGCCGACCGCAUGUAUGUAAAAGCUUCCUUGGCCUUGCUGUUAUGUCAGUUCUAACCAGGGUCUGAAGAUUCCACUACUAAUUUUCCAAAGGUGUUGGAUAUCAAUAACCCUGCUCAUAGCCAAAUGCAGCUAUUAUAUUUUGUAUUUAUCUUUGUUUUAAUGACACAGAGUUUACGAAACACCCCAGCCACCUUAACUUCCAAAGUUAACUCCCCAAUGUAAGGAGUGCAGGGUUUAGUUCAGUAGAGUUAAGGGUUAAUCAUGGAGGUGGGGAGCAAACCACAGGUAUGAAGUCACUGUUAAAAAUGGUUUGACUGAUCACAAUUGGAAAGCGCCAGGUCACUUCUGUUACCAUAACCACUACAGCAAGCCGUACUGGAUAUGUUAAGUGGGGGGUUCCUUUAAACUAAAAUUUGAAGGUAAAAAUGAUAUAUGUAUAUAUGCAGUUAUGGAAAAAUUGAUGUGCGCUACUAUUUGUUCCAUCUGUAAAUUUACAUUUUAAAAAAAGUAGUUUCAUGUUGGAAAAAAGGAUGGCUUUCUAGAUAGACAUACAGCUCUCUUCAGGUAUGUAAUCCUCUCUGUAUGCAUUAAAAAUAUUCAUUAUAACUAAUGUUGCAAAUCUGUGGCUAUUACAUAGCCAUUAUAAGAGGAUCAGUUGCUAACAACUUGAUAUAUGUGAAAGAUUUAUAAUAACCUUAUUUACAGCUUACUAAAAAUUCAAACUGUGCUUGUAUAGGAUUUCUUUUUGUGGUGUCAAACAAGUAAGCCUUUAUGUAUGUUUGCAAACUUUUGGUCUUCAAAGUAAAAAUAAUUUAAGUCUGCUUUUUAUAGAACAUUAUUUGGAGGAACCAAAUUAUCUUGAUCUUAACAAGAAUUUAAAAUACAUUUUGUACAUAUUUUGUGUGUGUGUCUAAUGCAGAGAGUAGAAUCUACUGUAAUAAAUUCUAAAGUAAAAUCUAGAUUAUAAGCAAUAUGAUCACAAGUGUUCUUUUAUGAGAUAUGCAACAAAGAGUUUUUUUCUUAUUUUCAUUGUAAAACAAGAUCUAUGUUUUAAAACCAGUAAGUGAAAGUUAAAUGUAUGAUUUAUCUCAUAUAUGUGGAUGUAACAUUCCCCAUGGCUCGUCUUUGUUUUGUGAUGCCUAUUUAAAUGAAAGCGAAUUACACAUGUAAUACAUUAUUUCUGAUGCAGGGGGAACCUGGCCGUUUGAGUUUGCCACCCUCACGAGGCAGCAGCAUUGAAAGUCUGUCAGAUAUUCAAAGGAGACCACCUUCUAAUUUGGGUACAUCAGAUGACAAACGAAAGAGUGCUGACAUGUCUGAACUGGAACCAAGAUUAUCGGCAAGCACAGGUAAAAGAGGCAAUCAAUUUAUCCAAUGAAAUUUUACUCCAGGUUUUUUUUGUUUUUUUGGGGGGUGAAUCUUGCUUGUUAGAUUUUACAUCUAAAUAGGUGCAUCUUUGAGCAGAUUGUUACAAUUAAUAUGAUUUUGUUUUCAAUACUAGUGAAGUCUAAUACAAUAGAAGAUACAUUCUUAAUUUUAUGAUGAGUAAACACACAGGAUUUUUCCCUAUCCUCACUGUAAAAGAGUUGAGGAAAUAUUAACGAGCGUUUUCCAUGAUUGGAUAGGUCUAGAUUGGUAAAGCUGAAAUAAAAGGGUCACCUUAUUUAAGUGAACUGAUUGAAAAGGGACUCUUUGCAUCCUAACCACUACAAUAAUCUGUUAGAGUGCUGUUAAUGUUGCCUAUCAUUAAAGGGCCUAUAAAAUGGUCUGCUUAUUAUUAGUACAAUAUAUAGUGGCUAAGGGCUACAUUCAGAAAUAAUAGCAGUGGGCUAUUUCCUAUCUUAUUUAGUACAAUUAAUUGGGCUCUUCAAAUCCUAUUGGUAGCUUUACCCCUGUUUCUCAUAUUUAGAUUGCCUCAUGAAAUAACUGAAUCAAAUUACGCAUUCUUCAUAUUAUUUCUGAGCUGGAUUAACUCAAAUAUAUAGUCAUACAAAAACGCAGAAGUUGGCUUAAGUAUUUGUGAGGGGAAAAAGAAACUUUAUAGAGCCAUUGAGGAAAAAUAACAGAUCUGCUAAACGUUCUAGAGCACCCUUAGUUUAAAAAAAAAUGCCUACAAUGUUAAACAUAUUUUCCUAUGAUUAUCGAAAGUUGGUUGGUACAGACAAUUUUUUCAAUAUAUUUUUAUUUAUUUAUUUUUUGGCUUGGGAUUUUAAAAAUAUUAUAUGUUGAUUUUAAAUCCCCGUAGCGGUAGAGAUGCUCAGACACCUAAGAUAGAUAGAUAUAGAUAUAUAUAUAUAUAUAUAUCUAUUAUUUUUUUUUUUUCCUCUAUGAUACUUAGUCAUUAUUUUGUAGCUAUGUUUAUCUUCCCAAUACUCAAGGAGCAAGUGUAUAGCCUUCAAAUGCAUUUCUGGGCAUAGUCCAAAAACAUUUUAUUGAAUCCUUUGUAGCCUUCUAUCCAGUGCUCUUCAGAUGGUUGAGCCUGUUUUAAAAGUAAGGUUAUUUUGAUGGUAUAUAAUGUCCCUUUUUUUAAGUACUAGAACAAGCUCUCUUCACCUUAGAAUUUAGUCAAUGGUUAAAUGGCUCGCAAAAAAUAUGGUUCAUGUGUUUGUUUAAGCCAGUUUUUUUUUUUUGUUUUUUUUUUUUAUAUCAAGCCAUUCAUGAAUUCUGUCCAUUGUUUCUUCAUACGUCAUUUGUAAUCGGUUAAUAAUACGCUAACAUGACAACUUAAAAUUCUGCUCUGUUCCUGACUUAUUUAGUAAUUUGUGUUUUUAACUAGUGUCUAAAGUUUAAAAUAUAUAUAUAUGUGUGUGUGUGUGUGUGUGUGUGUGUGUGUGUAUAUAUAUAUAUUAUAUAAAAUCUGUAUUGAUAUUGUUCUCUAUACGUGUGUGUGUGUAUUACACAUACUGCUUAUCUUUAUACAAGAUCAGCAAAACCAUAAAUAAAAGGUGGCCUCUGGAUGUGUGCUUUGUUUUAUUCUGCCAGUGCAUUCCUCUUCACGUUCAACGAACAUACAAAUUUCUAAAUUUCAAGCAAAAGUAUUAGAAUAGAUGGCUUAGGGUGCUGUAGGUUUUAAGCAUUAGUGCGAUGUCUGUGAAGGAACCAUAACAACCAUAAUUUUUGUGGGUUUUGUUUUGUACACUACUCAUUACAUGGUGCCUUUUCACUGAAAUGCAAGUGUCAAAUGUUGAAAUACAUGAGUUUUAUGAAAUGUAAACAUCACACAGUUUAAUUUGGUUUGUUAGAUAGUAAAGUGGUGGUUUCUUUACUGUAAUUAUGGGCCCCCAUUAAUGUUAUCCUGUAAGGAAGCCUGGUGUUGUCAUAAGCAACAGUUUAAUAUUAAAGUGCCGCCUCAUAUAAUGCAUCCAUCCAAUGGAGAUCUGGCUGUUGUGAUUAAAACGCGGCACUUCGUUUCAAAGAAGGUCCAGGACCAGAGCCUAGACGUUUAUUUCCAUGGAAUAUUGCCAUACUGACCUGCUCCGCUCUCAGGUCAUGCUGUAAUGUGUUAUUUAUAAGACAUUUUAGUGUCCUAUACAGAGCAAAAACAAAUCAAAAGGAACAAGGAAAAUCAUGACAUACAGCCCAUGUAUGUUGAGACUGAGACUUUGUUAAAAGACAUGUAACUUUUAUAAUUCCUAGUGCAAGGCUUGCCGCUUUUAGAACUCUUAAUCUCCCCCCUAAUUUUUAUCUAUUGUCGUGCCAUAACUGAUAUCAAUUUUGCAUGUGGCACUAUCCAAAUUGUGCUGCAUAUUCUAUUGGCUCCCCAAUACAAAAACAUUCAGGAAGUUCUACCUGAUUUUACAUCUGUUUGCAGCGUGCAGUGUGUGCUGCCAGAUGUAUUUUAUGCACAGAAUUGAGAGGCUGCCUAAGUCACACCUCCACCUAGCACACAACACACAUGUGCAAAUUACUCUGGAUGUGCAGUAUUUCAAGCAGAAGCACUGCACAUCCAGACUCCUAACACAAUGACCACUUCAAAAGCAGAAGUGGUCAUGGUGGCUGGAGCACAGCAAAACCGUAUAAAGCACAUCUUUCAGUCAUUUUUCUCAGUGGAUUAUAACUAUUUGACUAGGUGGCAUUGAUUUUUGUUGUGUGAUGUAAUGAUAUUCAGAAUACACAAUCCUUUUAUUUUUUUAUAGCGUUGUAAGUAUUUCACAAUAUUGUUAUGUUUUUAUUGAAAUAAUAUGAUGGAGUGGCUAAUUGAGUAUGUUACAGAAUUUGUGGAUUAAAUUAAUUUUCUUUAAUAGUGUGUUGGAUGCUUCAGAGCCACUUACUUUAAGAUUUCAGAGAAUAUUAGUGAAUCCUUUCCAGGCUUUGAUCAGGAGUUUGCAGGGCCAGGGUUCUUUUACGGAAAUGUCUUUCUAAGUGAGUUAUACUGAAUUAGCAAGCAACUUCAUAUUUAUUUUACCAGGAUGGAGACAUAUCUUGUUUCCAAGUAAGCAUUUGGAUCUAGAAGUUGAAAUUACAUGUGCUACCUAUUUUAUUGGCCUUAUUUGAUUUGGAUAUCUUUUGACUACCUGAUCUUCGCAUGCUUUACAUCUGGAAAUGUUACCUGUUCACUGCUACCCACAUUCAUCUCUACCACUAGGUGACAUAGGUGAAACUUAAAGGACCACUAUAGUGCCCUGAGGGUGCCCCCACGCUCAGGGUCCCCUUCCCGUCUGGCUCUAGGGGGAGGAAGGGGUUAAAUUUACCUCUUUUUCCAGCACCGGGCGGGGGAAUCUCCUCCUCUUCGGCUGAAUGCGCAUGCGUGGCACGAGCCACGCGCGCAUUCAGCCAGUCCAUGGGAAAGUAUUCUCAAUGCUUUCCUAUGGAUGCUGGCGUCUUCUCACUGUGAUUUUCACAGUGAGAAGCACGGAAGCGCCUCUAGCGGCUGUCAAUGAGACAGCCGCCUAGAGGCUUGAUUAACCCUAUUAUAAACAUAGCAGUUUCUCUGAAACUGCUGUGUUUAUAGAAAAAGGGAUUAAACCUGGCACCCAGACCACUUCAUUAAGCUGAAGUGGUCUGGGUGCCUAUAGUGGUCCUUUAACACAUGACCAAAAUAAAGUGGUAUUGUGGUUACCAAGAGGCUGGGGAAGUUUUUUAUUUAUUUUAAGGAGGUCUUAAAAAUUUAGAUUUGUUGCAUUGAAUAUUAAAUAAACAAUCACAGUGGUUUUAGUUGUAGGUUUUUUGUUUUUUUUUUCAUCCUGGAUUAUCCCUCUGCUCAUAUUCAGCGCUUUUUAUUUAACCUAUUAUAGGAGUAUAGAGUUUAGUGUAGGUUUUACAUUUAGUGUAGCUUUGUGUCUGUCAUGUUUGUGCAUGUCCAUUAACAUUUUUAUCCUUCUUACAUUGUGUACACUUGUGUUUUUGUCUGUUUAAAUAUUUAUUUUUUUAAAUGUCACUCCAGGGACCAUAUCAACUUAAUUGCAAUAAAGUUCUAUGGUGUGAGGAGGUCCUGGGUGCCUACUUACCUGAACGGGAUAAACCUUAAUAAGUGGUUUAACCCCGGUGUCUUAAAGCCUGCACCCCAUCGUUCUGCCUCUGUACCUCCUCUUAAUGUACAAGGUUUCAAUCAGAUUGGGCACCACUGACUGAGAGCAUCAGCCUAUCAGUAGCUCCCCAUUGAGAAGAGAGAAUGAAAACGUUAUGUAUCUUUAUCACUCUUUUCUCAGUGGCGUGUUACUAUAUGAAACCUUGGAUAUUGAGCAGAAGUACUUGGGGCAGAGCAAUCAAGCACAGACUUAAAGACACUUGUGGUGAAACUGGCAAUUAAACUUCUCCAGGUAAACCAGUGGGAUUUCCUAGCACCAUAACACCUUUUUGCAAUAAAGUGGUUAUGAUGCCCAGAGUGGUCCUUUAAGUUGGGUUAGAAAAAUCCCACUUAGCUGCCCAUUCUGCAUGGUUCUUUUCUGCAUGUUCCCUAACAUUGUAACAUUGUGCAGUACAUGUCCAUGCCUUGUUAUUUGUGCUUCCAUACCACUUUUAGUUGUUUGCAUGUGUAUUGUAUGUGUUUUUGCAGCCUAUAUCAAGCCUAAACGAGGCCACCGUAAAACUGCUUCAUUUGGCAACAUUCUGGAUGUCCCUGAGAUCAUCAUAACAGGUACUACAGAAUGAGUAGGAGCUCUCAAGCCAAAGCUGAAUAACCACAAACUGAUUUUUGAAUGCUUGUUGCUCCAAAUCUUACUGUCCUCAUGAGUUUAAAGCGUAUACAUCCGUUCUUGAAGUUUCUACAAAAUUCAUGCCUUUAUUGUUUAGAACUUUAGACCAUUAAUCUGAACUCUUGUUCCAUACGAAAAUCAUGCCAACCAAGACACAGACAGUCCAUUUUAAGUGUAAAGUGUAUAAAUGUAGCUGUCUAAUUUCUCACAACAACUGUGUGUUUAACAAAAUCUGCAUGAGUAGAUUUGCACAAUAUACACAACUAUCAACUUUCAGUUUCAUUAUAUUGCAGUUAGCUAUUUAAUUUUUUUCCAAAUCCCUGCUGCGCUUCCGCAGUUUCUCGCUUCCACUCAAAGUCCUUGUUUACGAGUGUAUUUGAACUUUAAAUACCGUAGUUUUACUAUACAAAAUGGAUGUAUGGCCUUUUAAUUUUUUUUAUUAAGAGAAGAUUGAAAACUAUAUAUAUAUAUAUAUAUAUAUAUAUAUAUAUAUAUAUAUAUAUAUAUAUAUAUAUAUAUAUAUAUAUAUAUAUAUAUAUAUAUAUAUAAUAUAUGAAAAUAAAAAUGUCAAUAGUAUGCACUCAGCUAUGGAGCACGCACUGUAGUUGGUGUGACAGUGCACUUAAAAAGAAAAGUGGUCAGUUUUUACACACGCACUGACUUUAUUUUCCAGAAUGGACUUAAAAGCCUUUUGAAAUUGUUGUCACUUGGUAAUCAUGCCCUGGAUGACUUUCUAGAACUAAGGAAGGGCAUAACAUGUGAAUUCCAAUUUAUGAAUGGGAAGCUUGUAGAUGCAGUUUUUGCAUUCGAUUCUAGAUCCUGUAUUCACAAACUUGGCACGAGUUACACUUACUUAUUAGAUGAUAACUAAAUAUGCUUUCAGCACUGUGACAAACGGCAACACGUGUGGGAUUAACAAAUCCAGUAGCUCAUAUAUCUUGUUUUAUGAUGUAAGGCUGAAAUGACUGCAACACUUCCUAACCAGUAACACUCUGUAUCUUGGUGGCAGGUGUAAAUUGUGAAUUUGGAGCAAUAAGUAUUUAGCUGUGUAUACAGCGGCUUUGAAAUAAUGAGCAUGCAAAACAUUUAAAAAAAAAAACUUGAUCAAUAAACCAUCCUAUUUAAUACUAUUUAUUUUCCUGAUCCUUCCAUAAACACACUAUUCCAUGCUGUCAUUUGUUUUUAUUUUGCCACUCCCUGACAAUUGUGACUUCAUUCCACUCAGCAUGUAUAAGGCUCGUCAAAUUCAUAAGUGAUUUGAUUUCUAAUUAAGAAUGCCAACAAUUUCUCCCAGCUUAUUUCAUUCCUGCUAAUUUUAGAACACUGCCACUGAAUAUGUGCUCGCUAGAGGGAUGGAAUAUAUCGCAUGGCUUGUUUGCAAGGACAUUAACAUUGCCGGUCUUUUCAAUAUUAUGUAAUGAAAAUGUCUGUCUGAGAAUGCAAAAUAAAAGAAAGCAUAGUCUUUGUGUAUGUUAAUUUCUUACUGCUAGACAAUUCUUCCUCUGCUGCAUCUCUACUUGUUCAUGUAAUAUUAAGAUUAUAAAAUAGGGGUAAAUAUUAUGGGCUGAGAAUGUAUGUUACAUUUAGUGGCUUUGCAGAAUUUGCUAAGGCUCUUAAGCUCAAUGGUUUGGUUGUAUGCCACAGUGACUUGAUUUUAUUUUGCAACUUGUAGCCAGUAUACUGAAGGAGAAAAGUUAUGUAAUGCACUAUGUAGGAGAAAGAAUGCUGAACAGCGUAUCAGCUGUUGCUGAGAGCAAUCCACUGUUUCCUUUUGAACAACUGAUCUCAAAUUUUAGGACCUGAUACAAACAUUAUGUAUUCCUAUUAGAGAAGAACUCUAUCUUGGCAGCUCUCUAAUUCAACAAAAGGAUGCAUGGUCUGAGUUUUUCUUCUCGUUCGCACACGGUCCAAUGUAAACAUAGUGUCCUGUCGGCAUUUGAGAUUCCCUAGCAGGUGUCUGACAAGGCAUGAUUACAGCAUUCUCACUAAUAUAUUGGUGGUAAGAUCCAACUUUAAUUAAAGCAAGAGUGUGGGAGUGGCAGGGAGCAUGGACUUAAAUGCUAUUUUUUGCUUGCCGAUAAAGGGAAUGAUCUUAAUACGGGGGCUGCAAGAUUUAGAUGUCUGGUUGGCAUGUUUGCUUAGGUAGAGACACAAAGCAGAUGUUGUAUUUGUCCGGUCUCUCGCUCACACAUUAAGUGUUGCUGUAAAAACCCCAUAACGUAAGGCCCUGGAAAUAGAUGCCAUCACACUCACACCCCUCUAUGACAGGUGACUGAAGAUGGUAGAGGAAGCUGCUAACUGUUCAUUUGUCAGGAGUGGCCAGUAAGCUAACUAGCGUUUCUAGAGUUAAACUAUUGCAGCUGUCUUUCUACUGCCCUGUGUUGAUCCCUCUCUCUCCUUCUGUCUAUGAAAUUGUACGAAUUCCCAGCUUCCACAGUUGUGCCCAUUCAGUUCUGUGUAGAAACAGUGUUUGCUAAAUCGUUCUUAUCUGAUACCCAGCAGGCAACGGGCAGCAGAGGCGCAGAUCUGUGCAAGACCUGACUAUUAUUGGAACAGAGUCCAGCCAGGUAAGAAUACGCUGUGUACAUUUAAUUUGGAUGUCUGCACUAGUCUGUGUUUAUACACGAAAAUAGAUCACUUGUUUUUAUCUGUACAUGCUACAUGUGUAUGUACAUGAAAUGCGUUCAGGGGUGGGGGGGGGAGAGAUUGGUGUGUUUUUUGUUUUUUUUAAUCCAUAAUCAGUGGUUUUCAGUGAAGUAAUUGGAUCAUUUUGUGACAUCUAUCAAUUUUUAUAGAUGCCUUGCAUUGAUCAGAUAAUUCACUUUUUUCACAGGAUUGUUACUAAAUUAUUUAAACAAAGGCUUGCAUUAUGAGGUGUUCCAUCUCUGCAAUGUAUCAUUCCUUCACAGUUGUUUUGUUUUUCUAAAAUAUGUUGAUUUUAUUCUGUUUAUUAAAUGUUUCUAUUGAGUUUUCAUGAGUAACACAUUUUACCAUUGCGAAUGUCUUUGUUUUAUCAGCUGAUCACUAUGUGACAGUGACAUCCAGAGUAUUCUAAAUUUCAGCUGAGGGUUUCCUACUGUAUCUCAAUCUCUUAUUUCAGCUCUUACAGUUCGUAUAGCACCUCAGUAUUUUGAAAUUCUCUCCAAAGAAAAGAGUUAUCCAGUAAAAAGAAACUCUAGGCCAGAGGUGCCUAGAAGGUAGAUCCCCAGAUCUUUUAAAACUACAGCUUCCAUUAUGCUUUGCAAUUCUAAAGGCAUGUAAAGCUUCAUGGGAGUUGUAGUCCUAAAUCAUCUGAGAAUCUACAUUUUGGGCAGCCCUGAUCUAGGCUGUGUAGGAGAAUAAUUCAGCUUCCCCAGAGAGUAUCUUUGUUCAAUUGUUUUCAAAGUAGCUUGGAAAGCGUAAAUACAUACAUAUAGAAGAUGCACAUGUUUAUUUAAUGACUAGAUAUGCAUGUAUAUAUGAACAUGUGUACUGCUCUUUCAUACGAGUCAGUUAUUUUUAUUUUUUUAUUUUUAAGUAUCAUAAAAAUAAUCGAUCUAAUUUAGAGGCCAUCACAUUUGUAAACCAUGCAAGUAGAACUGUGUUUGACAGAGCAGCUCUGGCUAUCAACUGUUGCGACUGGCAGCUGGGAAAUGGUGGCAGAAGAUCCAAGUUUUGCCAGGAACUGGCAAUUACGUGUCCCUACUUUUUUCUCGUGUAUGUCUUUUGAUUCAGUUUAAAUUUUAAGGAAUGUCCAAUGCACUCAAAAAGAGCUAAUUUAUGAUGCCUCCAUCUUAGUGAUUCCAAAAUGGUGACUGCUGGAAGUCUCUCAGCUUUAUGGGGGGGGACUCUUGUGGGUGGCUUGCAGCUGUGAAGAAAUCACAGCACGAUGCUCCUGGAAGUGAAACUGCGCUGAACAGAGAUGUGUAUAAAGUUGAGUAACCAAUGGUAAAGUUGACAAAGGAUGUGGAGCUAGACUAAAGCUCCGCCCUUUGUCAAUUUAUGGCAACCAGCAGGUUAUUCAUAAGGAAAAGCAGUCCUUACAUUCCUUAUGUAUAAGAUUUAAAACAAUCAUAAUUUUAAAAAGUAGUACAACAAUACAAAGACAAUCGCUUUAAAGCUAAGGAAAGAAUUCUCCCCACCCUGCCUUUCUCUUUCUCAACCACACGUAGAUCAUGCUUUUUUUACCUUUCAGACUUUCUCCCCGGCUACUGAACAAGAGAUGGCUGCGCUUCUUCUUUCCUCUCGCCCCACCACUUGCCCACUCAAUCCUAUCAGAUCUCUCUCCCCUUAUCUUAUGCUUUUCUUAACACACAUCUUCAACUGCUCUCUCUCUUCUGGCGUUCUCCCUGCUGACAUGACCAUGCCACUGAAAAACUAUCCUAAAAAAAAUCUCUCGACCCGUCUAACUAUCAUCCCUUAUCCCUGCUCUCUUUUCCUCAAAGCUUCUGGAAAGACUUGUCUUUACUCGUAUGUCUCAAUUCUAACUCUCUCCUUAACCCUCUUCAAUCUGACUUCCACCCUCUCCACUCUACUGAGACUGCUCUUAUCAAUGUUACUGACGACCUAAUCGCAGCUAAAUCCAAAGGCCACUACUCCAUACUAAUUCUUCUUGACCUCUCUGCUGUCUUUGACACCGUUGAUCAUGCUCUCCUUCUUCAAGCUCUUCAAUCAGUUGGUCUCUGUGACUCUGUCCUCUCGUGAUUUUCCUCUUAUCUCUACCAACGCUCAUUCAGCGUCUCCUUUUCUAAUGAUACCUCCUCCCCUCGUCCUGUCACUGUUGGAGUCCCCCAAGGAUCUGUCCUUGGUCCCCUUCUAUUUUCUCUUUAUACAUUCCCUUUCUCGGCAAACGUAUUACCUCUUGGAUUCCACUACCACAUAUACAUUUGCCUUUCUUCCAUCUCUGACUGGAUGUCCUCCUGCUUUCUGAAACUCAAUCUCUCUAAAACUGAGCUCCUUGUCUUUCCUCCUCCUCGUACUGAUCCUCCUCUUUUGCUCUCCCUUCAAAUUAGUGAAAUCUACAUAAGUCCAUCCUUGCAAGCGUGCUGUCUUGGCGUCAUACCUGAUUCUGGCCUCACCUUUGAGCCUCACAUCCAGUAUGUUGCCAAAUCCUGUAGAUUCCAUCUUAAAAACAUAGCCCGCAUCCGCCCCUUUCUUAAGCAAGAUGCUACCAAGGAGCUUGUCCAUGCUCUAGUAAUUUCCUGCAUGGAUUAUUGUAACCCUCUCCUGAUUGGUCUUCCCAUAAGCUGUAUUGCCCCGCUACAGUCUGUAAUGAAUGCUGCCGCCAGAUUGAUUUUCCUCUCUAGUCAGUCCUCUCACACCUCACCCCUCUGUCAGUCCUUACAUUGGCUUCCUCUCACACCUCACCCCUCUCAGUCAUUACAUUGGCUUCCUAUAGGAGUCAAUUCAAAGUGCUAACCCAUAUCUUUAAAGCAGAAAACAAUUCUAGCCCCUCUUAUAUCUCUUCACAGAUCCAUAGGUAUGCCCCUUCUCAGUCUCUCUGCUCUGCCUGUGACCUUCUCCUGUCUGUUGCUCACACCCGUAUGGCCAACUCGCGCUUGCAGGACUUCUCGCGGGUGGCUCUUCCUAUGGAAUAGCCUGCCUAUCGCCAUCAGACUCUCCCCUAGUCUUCAAUCAUUUAAGAAGUGCCUUAAAACCCAUCUCUUUAGGAAAUCUUAUGGCCUCCCAGAGUAACUGCUACCUUACAUACCUGUCUCUUGCUCUCUCCUAAAGGGCAGCACUCUAAUCUCUGUUUCACUCCCACCUUAUUUGAUUGAUAUUUCCUGUCCUAAUGUGUCUUAUACCCCAAAUCCUAUAGACUGUAAACUCGUUUGAGCAGGGCCUUCUUCAACCUAUCGUUCCUGUAAGUUUUCUUGUAAUUGUCCUAUUUAUAGUUAAAUUCCCUCUCUCAUAAUUUUGUAAUGGGUUCCGGAAUCUGGCGCUAUAUAAAUGGCAAUAAUAAUAAUAAUAAAGCAGUUCUUACAUUUCUGAGCUUCUUAAACUGAAUACUCCUAGAAAGCGGUUAAGGCCGCAUAUUAUAUUUAAGUUAGUAGCCAUUUUAUCUUAUCCAGGGCAUCACCAUGCUUUAAUGUGAAGUAUGCAGGCUGACUGAACUGCUGAUAGUCACUGCUAUUUUCAGUGAGUGGAUCAUUCUUGUAUAUGAAAUUGGUUCAGUGUACUUUACGAAUGUAGAUGGAGAAACCAGAAUUUCACUGUGGUGGUAGUGAGAGAAAGUGGCUGUUGUCUAGCCAAGAGAAACCUGCUAUAGUCAUGGUGCUUUCGUUAAUUUUGUUGGCACAAACGUCCACCCUGCUCAGUGGUAGACAGUGCUCUUUAUGGAAACAGACUGCAUGUAUAUAUUUAUUUAUAUCACAUACGUACACACCCUCCCACAGUAUCGUUUGCUGAUUUAGAAAUCCAUAUUUGCUUAAGUAAGCAUGUUCUUUUUAUUUUGUCUGAUAUUCUCCCUCUCCAUAAUUUGAUGCUUAGGAGAGCCGAAACAGCAGCAGAUCCUCUAGCCCAAGUGUGAGAAUGAUCACUACCUCGGGUCCAACCCCUGAUAAGCCACCACGUGGCCAUCCAUGGGGCACUGAUGAAUCCUCAGGUAAUGUUUCCUUAAACCUUACUACAAAAGAAAGUAUAGAGUAAACAUUAGUAAUAUAUAUAGUCAAUAAUCUUAAAUGUAUUUUAAUCUCUUGACAUUUCUAAUCGUUACUUUUGUAUUUUUUUUUUUUUUUUUUAACCUUUACCUUUACAUAUGUAUAGAAUUUUAAAAGGGUGCAGCAGCAAUUCCUGUUAAGUGUCAAACUCCAAUAUGUUUUGAAGCAUUGUAUCUAAUAUAUUAUAAAAUAUAACUUAACACUAUAUUAAAUGUUUCAGAUACCAAUGGAUCAGAUAACUCCAUACCUAUGGCAUACCUUACUCUGGAUCAUCAGUUACAGGUUAGUUCAAAUUAUGUUUUGGAGAGAGCUAGAGAAGCAUGUAGUUAAACAUAUCCUAUGUAUAAUGGAAUUAAAUAGAAACCAAAUACAGAAUAAACCCUUGCUUUUAAAGACCAUAAAAGUUAUGUUUUUUUUAUAGAAAUAGAAUGAGGGGACAAACAAAAAUUAAAUUUUUGAAAUAUCUUCAUUGGGUAAUCUGAUUAAAUGAGAAUAGCAAAAAAAAAAGAGAACUUGUAAAUUCGAAAGUGCUAAAUAUAAAAAAAAAAGGCUUCAGAGAGGGCUUUUUUUAUAGUGUGUAUUUUCUUUAGCACUCACUAUCGGUAGCAGAGGCUUGUUUUUUGUGUAAAUAGUUUUUGUUCGGGUCCAGUGAGGGAUGAUUAUUUCCUAGUUGCGUAGGUUAGAAACUAUAACAAGCUAAAAAAGCGCUCUAAUAUUUGUCCCAAAAUAAUUAAAAAGUGUCAACCCAAACAAAUACACUUCUGUUAGAAAAAAUAAAAAUAAAGGUGUGCUGCGUCUGCGACUAAAAAUUUAAAAUAAAAUUAUUGUGCAAAUUGCCUUAUUUAAGUGCAAACAAACUUAAAUGCUUCUUUUAAAGUGUGCAAAUAGUGAACAUUCAAGUACAUGCAGGAUUUCCCUUUGUAGCAUUACUUAAUUGCAACUUGCAUGAUACCAUCUUUAUUUUAUCUCUCAAUGCAGUAUUAAAAUGAGGAGACCAUACAAGGAAAAAAAACAUAUAGUGUGAUAUUGUAAUAUACAAUAAUAGUGCUUUAGUUAUAAAAGUUUCCACUCACAAAUAUAGAGCAGAUGAGUCUGCUCUAACUGUAACCGCUCCAAACUGAAGUGCAGACGUCAGGCUAUAUAGAUGUAAAAAUAGCCUUUAUCAACAACAUUUAAAUUCAGCUGGCAAGCCAGGACCUUCUUUUGUAUCCCUCCGGCAAGGCUCUCCCCCCAGUUUCUUCAGUUUUGGCCACAACACUAGGUCAAUACCUUCAGUACCGGGCCAGAGCAGUCGAGCGACAUUGUCCAGACUUUGGGGAUGAACCAUUUGUUAAUGCCGAAGCUUAAAGGAUCACUAUAAGGUCAGGAACACAAACAUGUAUUCCUGACCCUAUAGUGUUAAAACCACCAUCUAGCCCCCCUGGGCCCUUCAUGUCUCCAUAAAUAUAGCAACAUCUUACUGUAUUCAAGCCAGAAGCUGUAACUCUGCAUGCUCUUUACCUAAAAAGAAAAUCAAGCAGUCUGCUGACAUAAUCAGAAGUGGUAGCCUGGUCCAAUCACAGUGCUUCCCCAUAGGAUUGGCUGAAACUGAAAAAGAGGCAGAUCAGGGGCAGAGCCAGCAUGAUUCAAACACAGCCCUGGCCAAUCAGCAUCUCCUCAGAGAUUAAACCAAUCAGUGAAUCUCUGAAGAAAGCUCAGUGUCUGCAUGCAGAGGGAGAAGAUACUGAAUGUUUGGAUGCAUUUUAGGCAGCCAUGACCCAGGAAGGAUCUCUAACAGCUAUCUGAGGAGUGGCCAGUGAAGUUAUCACUAGGCUGUAAUGUAAACACUGCAUUUUCUAUGAAAAGACAGUGUUUACAGCAAAAAGCCUGAAGGUAAUGAUUCUACACACGAGAACAAAUUCAAUAAGCUGUAGUUUUUCUGGUGACCAUAGUGUCCCUUUAAAGUAGCAUCAGUAUUGAUGCUCUCAGCUAAGGAGAUGGAACCAGCAUCAUGGAGAUUGUCGUGAGUAAAACAUGAAUAUAUUUUGUUUUGCACAUGGCGGGGUGGCAGUAACCUACGCGGUUAGGACACUAGGAAUACAUGUUUGUUUCUUGAAAGUGACACUUUGGCUUUGUGACAGCUCAUAAACGUGUGUCUCUAAUGUAAACUGUCAUUUCUAAGAAAUGGCAAUGUUUUACAUUGCCAGCGAAAAAAGGGACAGAUCCCCUAUGCACCAUCACCACUGCAUUCAGUUGUAAUGGUUUUGGUGCUCAGUGUCCUUUUAAAUUACUGUUAUCUAACCAGUCCUUGAGUGAAGAAUAAGAAAAAAUCUGGAAAAGUGUGCAAUAUGUGUUUCUAUCCCCAUUUAUGAGCAUUCCUGCAGCUCCAAACGCAACUGGCACUUAAAUGUAGUCAUGUAAUGUAUCUCUUACAGCACAGAUGUGUUCUAGAUUAAUUUAUACACUUAUUCAUUUUUUUAAACACCCAUAUCUUAACUUAAGCCUUUGCUUGUCUUUAUUGUUUCGUCACUAUGUAAAUUAUUGUUGUACAAUGUUAUGGUUAGAUUUUUAUCAAAGAAAGGGCUGGUUUUGCACAUUUUAAAUGCAUAAUUAUGCUGAAUUAACUACAUUAAACUAGGUCUGUCAAGUUUAGAAUCAGUGCCUGCUGUAACUUUUUCCAGAGCUUGGAUUUCCACUUAUUUUUAAACGCUUAAAGGUAUAAAUAUAUUCAGCACAUUCUAACAGCAUAUAUAGUGAGAUAUCUGUUGAUUAGUUUUUAUCAUGUCUGAUUUAUUUUCAGCCUCUAGCACCAUGUCCAAACUCCAAAGAAUCUAUGGCUGUCUUUGAGCAGCACUGCAAAAUGGCUCAGGAAUAUAUGAAAGUUCAGACAGAAAUUGCUUUAUUAUUACAACGAAAGUAAGUAAAGUAAACUGUUCAAUGUUUUGGAUGUGUGUGUAUAUAUAUUUUCUUUUUCUUCUGAGCAGUGCUACAUGAAAUAACACUAUUUUGAGCAAAACACAUUAGAAUAACACAAGUGAAAGGACAAAUACAUUUUAAUAGCUUGUUAAUACAACAAAAGUGGUGCAAAAAUCAAUGACAAUCCUUUAAAAAUACUAUGAAAUUUGUCUCAUAUCAAUAAGCCCCCAAACAGGUCCCAGUUAUUAUUUAUUUUUUCCCUAGAACACGUCUCACGUCUUACACAUGACAUUUGCCAGUCUCCUAUUUUAAAGUAAUACUGCAAAUUUAAAAAAAAAUCUGCAUUUUACAGUAAUACUGACCCCUAAUGCACUUUAGCUUGCUAAAAAGCUUUGUGUGUGAAGUGUAUCCUCUUAUUUACAUUUUACCAAAAGUGCAUAUUUCAAUAGUAAUUUGCACUUUUACAAAUUAACCUUACACUCCCGUGACUUUCAAGCAGACAACAGGUCCUGUUACAUCCUGGUUUGGUUAGCCCAGUGGAGCUAAUCUCAAGAGGCAGCAAUUGCUCAGAGCACCUGCCUUGCGAAAAUGUCUCAUUGAGCUACAUUGGGAAGUCUGUGAUUGCACAGCCACAAAAAGUCUGGACAUGGUUAGAAGAGGAGGGAGUCCCACUACUGCCGAUCCGGCCCUCCUGGGCCAUGUGAUCGCAAGGUCCUUGCGAGGACCUCACUAUCACACGGACGGAAUAGCCGUCCAUUGCAGUGAAAUAACGUUUAAAAAAAAAAAAAAGGUUUUUUUAUAACAGUUUAAAAUUAUAAAUAUAUAUAUAUAUAUAUAUAUAUAUAUAUAUAUAUAUAUAUAUAUAUAUAUAUAUACUUGCACUCCUGGUGGUGUAGUCCUGUGGUACCCGGUGCUGGUCUGGCAAGGAUCAUGUUAUAUGUAUGUGUAUAUAUUACACAAUACACAAGAUCCAGCGCACUCACCUAUCCACUAAACAGCAACUUCAAUGUUGAAAGAUUUUUUUUUUUUUUUAAACACCUAAUCUAGGCAAAACUAAUUGGGGUUUAGUUACAUUAUAUGAUCAUACAUUGCAUAAGCCUGCCACAAUGUCAGUGUACCCCAUCCUUGGCAGGUCCUACACUAACAGCCUAAUGUCUGCUCUUAUGAGAUUAACCUACUUGGGGGAAAAAAUUCCAUCUGGGGCUCUCUGCAGUACAAGGAUGAGGCACCUGUGACAGGGAGGGGUGCAAAACAAAGGAGUUGGCUAGAUAUAUAUAAUCUCAAGAGGGGGUUGGCUGCACUCACCUUAACAUAUAUAUAUAAUCAAAAUACACGUCGAAUGAUUAAAUAUAUAUCAUUAUUUAUAUAUAAUGUGUAAUUUCGUUCUAACUGUAUUUUGAUAUUAAAAUAUAUAUAUAUAUAUAUAUAUAUAUAUAUAUAUAUAUAUAAAUAAUCAAAAUACACUUAGACUAUAUAUAUUUUGUUCUGUGUGUAACAGACUGAAACGUUGAUAUAAUUUUAAAAGCGAACUAAUAAUUUUACAUAAUUAAGUAAUUUAAUUACAAUUUGCGGGACUUGCCUGAUAACCUAGGCAGAAAGUCCAGAGAAUUUAACUUGCUAGCACUAUAUUUAACUCUGUAACUUUCCAAGAAACCAUAAAACCUGUACAUGAGGGGUACUGUUUUCCUCAGGAGACUUCGCUGAACACAAAUCUUAAUGGUUCAAAACAGUAAAAUGUAUUACAACGAUAUCAUUAGUGAAAGAAGUUUUUUGCAUUUUUCACACACAAACGGCACUUACACAGAUGAUAUAAUUGUUGCGAUACGUUUUACUGUUUUGAAACCCUAAUAUGUGUUCCGCUAAGUCUCCAGAGUAUAACCGUACCUCUCAUGUCCAGGUUUUAUGGUGUUUUCAAAAGUUACAGCAUUAAAUAUAAGGCUUGUGUUUCAGUUUUUUCAUAUUGAAAUUCGCCAGACUGGUUAUGUUGCCUUUGAGACCGUUUGGUAGCCCAGUAGCCACUUAGUCAGAAACACUGGCCAAAAUUGGUGUUCAAAUUAGUUUUUUGCAUGUUUCACACACAAACAAAUAUUAACGCUAACUUUGGCCAGUGUUUGUGACUAAGUGACUACUAAAAAAGAUGUAACUUCCCAAAACACCAUAAAACGUGUACAUAGGGGGUACCGUUUUACACGUGAGACGUCGCUGAAUACAAAUGUGUAUUUUAUUGAGUAAAAGCAAAUCAGUAUUAUGACAUUCGCAGUUGCAAUGUCAUGCAGAACUAAAAAAAAUACAAUUUUUCUUAAUUUCUCACUUUUUUUUUUAUAUUUUAUUUAUCUUAAAUUGUUUCCCCUGAAUAAAAUUAUAUAUAAUAAGUGUGGGUGCAUUUAAUAUGAAAGAGGUAAAUUACGGUUGAACAGACCGUCAAAUUCCAAGUUUUGUUUAAAUUUUAUUUUGAUCAAAACGUGUACAUUUGGCUCAGUCCUUAAGGGGUUAAAAAGAGGAUUCACUUUUCACAUGUAACUUCAGCAAAGUGUUUAGUUGUCUUUUAACUUGUCAUACACACAAAAAAAGGGAAAUAUUCACCCAAAUCUACAAUGAAUGUGUAGUUCCUUUCCUAAUGCAUAUACAAUUCAUAUCUGCUGCACUGGUUAGGUUUGUAUUGAUGGUUAUUGUGAAGAAAUUAAAAAAUUGAUAUCCCUAACAUUGUGGCCUCCAUGUGGAGCUUUAUCUCCCCCCCCAACCCCCACCCCCGCUCCCCCCCAAAGUAUGACAUACUUUGUUUUCUACUUUCUAAAUUCACAGCUAAUUACUAUGUUUCUAUUUAGGCAAGAACUAAUAGCAGAAUUAGACCAGGAUGAAAAAGACCAGCAAAACACAUCUCGACUUGUACAAGAGCACAAAAAGCUUUUAGAUGAGAACAAAAGCCUAUCAACUUACUAUCAGCAAUGCAAAAAACAGUUGGAUGUCAUCAGAAGUCAACAGCAAAAACGUCAGGGUACCUCCUGAUUCUUAGAGACAUUGUUACCACAACCUCUUGUUUUAGUGCAGUUAAUGACAUUUUCCAAAGUAUGUUUCAUUUGUAUGAGCAUGAAGAUGGACAUUAUUAAUUGAAUCCGAACAUGAAGCUGCUGGAUUGAUACAGCCUUUAAGGGAGUACUGCAAAGUGUUUCUGAAUGCAUGCUUCGUGCCUAUGGGAAGUCCUCCUGUAUUAUGUAUGAAUCGGUGUAUGUGUUAUUACAUUUUUGGGCUGAACUUGGCAUCUAACACGCAAGCAAUAUUCUUCUUACCCUUGUAGUUUACUAAUGGUACAUUCAAAAGCCUGCUAGGAAGGUUGUUUAUUUUAUCAUUAUCAUUAAUGUAUAUCACCUUGUAUACUUGCAAUAAAUGGUACAUGAGUGGGUUAUUUAGAUACUCUGUAUUAUUACAUAAGACUGCUGCAAAGAAAACAGAAUUAUAGCCCUAUUAUGAUUUACCAUAAUCAAGGAAUGCUAAGAUUUAAACCGUGUAAAAGGUAAAAAAAUAAAUAAAAAAAAGUUUAUUCUACAUUUUUAUCAACACAGAUUUUAGCGCUUUGAAAACUAUAUUCCAAGUAAAGAUGGAUAACGUGACAUUCUAGGUACCGGAGAACAUUUUAAUGCAUUUUAAAAAAAAAGAGAGCGAGAUAACUUAAUAUGCUUUAUGAUGUCCAGGUGCUUUGAAACAAAGCUGAUAAAGGAAAAAACCUUUUGCAGAUCUUUCCAUUGGAAAAUAUUGUAAUACAGUGCUCAUGGUGUCGUGCGUGAAGCAUUACAUGGAUUCUUGAGCUUAUGUGUGAUGUACCAUGAAUGAGGUUUAUUCAUUUAGCCAUUUCUGCUGUACUUUGAAUUUAAAGAUCUGCAUAAAUAGGGCAUGUCUAGGUUUGUAUUUUUUUUUUUUCCCAUUUACUUUUUUUAAAUGCAUUCUUUAUUUAAUGCUGUUAAGAUAAUCAUUCCCUUCUUAUUGUAUCAUAGUAUAUUAUUAUUGGAACUGUAGAAUAAACAGCACUCUUAAGUGCCUAGAUGGAUUAAGCAUCUUGAUCUAGCAGAUUACUCUUGUUAAAAUCACAUACGAGUGGACAUACUAUUGUGGUCAUGAGAGAUUUUUUUCUUUUUUUUUUUAUUCUGUUGUGCUACUAAAUUUAGCUGCUAACACUUUUAGCAACUCAAAAAUUAAGUACUCCUUGAAAAUUAAGCAGAUGUGUUGAGUCAUUUAGAACUAACUUGGAUAUAGUUAUAUUUGUCAUUGGCUGGUUUUAGGUGAUUAUUGCAACAUGUUAAUUAAAAUUACAGGGAUUAAAUAUCUGGGGGAGUACACACAACACCCUCUUGCAAGUAAACAAUGAUACUAGUAAUUUAAGAGUCACACCACAAUCUCACAUAGUUUCUUUACUACAUCUAGCUUCUUUUAGAGAGAAAAUACUCACCAACACAGAUCUACUAACCUGAGUCAUGAAGUGAUAUCUGCCGGUGUCACUCUGAGCUGGUUGGGAAUAGAAAACUACAAACCUCAAUAAAAAUGAUACAAAAUGCAAUGCCUUGUCUCAAAAUUCCUAAUUUUAUAUAAAAUAAUUGAAAUAUUUAUCAUACAACAAUUUGGAUUAAAUCGUUCAGGCUUCUUAUGUUUUGCAUUAUUUUUACUUCUACUGGUUUUGUAUUUUCAAAACUUAUAUUCAUUACUUGGCAGUAUAUUGUAUAUAUUUAUUACAUAUUCAGUCUUCAGCAUAUUUUUUAGAAAGGUAGAACUGGAAACAUAAUUGUUUCAUAUUUAUCAGAGGAAAAUGUAGAUGACAUGUACCUGUUUUCCUAUAAAUGAGGUUACGAUUUUACCUUGUUUGCCUUAAUAAAAAGUAAUAUUCUUGAAAAAGUUAAAUGCACUUUGCAAGUCUGCCUGCAAUAUUUUGUAAACCUUUUGGUUGUAUAACUUCCAUGUUGGGAUUAAUUUAUCAUUACUGGUUUUUGUUUUAUUUCACCCUCAAAUUUAUAUAUUUUACUGCAUCUGGUAAAAUUUGAGAUUUUACUGAUGAAUUCAUGAGUCGAUUUUAUAUACUUAUUUUAUAUUCUACAAAUGCAAAUGAUGGACAUAAGCUAGCUAGAGAGUGCAAUGUGACCAACAGUAAAUAAAAUAAGUGACAGGUUAAAUGUUUUUUUAUACAUAUCUGUUUCUACUCUUUAAAUCUACAUGAAGCAGAAUGAUUGAAAAAGUCAAGUAAGUUAAUACAAUUUAAAUUAUUCUGUUAAAUCAUUAAAGGUUUCAUCUGUGUUG
Messenger RNA from Pelobates cultripes (western spadefoot toad), 49237 nucleotides. The record is from the annotation of a GenBank genome assembly. NCBI's taxonomy places the organism in Eukaryota, Metazoa, Chordata, Amphibia, Anura, Pelobatidae.